CUGUUUCCCAGGAAUGAUGUAAGUGAGAGAGCAAAAUCAGCUGCAUGUUAGGGGCUGGGCUUCCAUGAUAAAGCUAAAAACAUUCCCUGCUCAGAUGACAGAGAAAUGAAACUGAAAACCGAAAGUAGAAUUUCCUCUAUGGCUAUAUAAAGCAGCCUGAGUCUGACAAAACCAAAAUGCUUAGAGACUUUAACCAGGAAGGACGCAUUGAGAAUUGCAUUUGGCUGAACUGCUGUUAGAACACGUUCUUGCAAUGGCUGAUAGCAGCAGUGAAGACGUCAACCUGUUCAUGAUAAAAUGCUUUCGAGACAGGCUUAUCAAGACCAUCCAGAUUACAUCAGUUUUAGAUCAUUUGCCGUCACUCAGUGCUGAGAUCCAAACCAGAAUAAAAGCUGAAGUUCAAAAUUGUGGAGAGCUCUCAGCAACAAAACUGCUAUUGGAUCACAUAGAACGAGGUCCCCGAGACUUGGGAUGGUUUGAAGAAUUUGUUAACGCUUUGAAGGAGACUGAAUGCUCCCAAGCUGAAUUAUACGUAUCUCCUGAAAAAAUUCCAUCCCCUUCACUGGAGGCAAAGCACGAUGAGUGUGAACAACUCAUUCGUAUUCUAUGCCCAGAACUUGUUAAAAAGUUAGCACCGAGAGAAACAAGUCAAGAGUGCUUCGCGUGUGGGAUUUGCACUCUAGAAGAUGUAGAUGUGGUAAGUUUGAAUCACUGUUGUGGUUAAAGGGACAUUAUAGUCACCAAAACAACUACAGCUUAAUGUAGUUCUGGUGAGUAUAAUCAUUGUCUUCAGGCGUUUUCAGAGAAAAGGCAGUGUUUACAUUGCCCUUUACGGACACCUCCAUAUUGCCACUCCUCAGAUGGCCACUGGAGGUGCUUCCUGGGGCACUGCUGCACAGUAGGUAGCACUGCUGUUAGGUGUCUCCACGCUCUGCAUUGAGACGCCAACAUUUUCUCAUAGAUAUGCAUUGAUUCAAUGCAUCUCUAUGAUGAGGUGCUGAUUGGCCAAUCGUAUUAUUUUCAUCCACUUGUAUCUUUUAAAUGUAAUUUUCUGAUGGUUUACUAUGUAACAGUUUUGCAUUUUGCUGAUUGAGCUUACUGCUAAGCAAUGUUCCUGACCAGCCUAAAACAAUUAGUUAAAGGGACACUAGAGUCACCAGCUUAUUGUAUUUGUUAUUUUAAGUAUAAUCUGUCCCUUAAGGCUUUUUACAGUAAACACUAUUUUUUCCAGAGAGCCUAGGGACACCUCCUCUGGCCACUACUCAUAUGGCUACUAGAGGUGCUUCCUGUGAAAAUGCUGCACAAUUGAAAGCACUGCCAUUCAGGGUCUCCACCCUAUACAUGGAGACACUGAACUUUCCUCAUAGAGAUUUGAUUCAAUGCAUCUCUAUGAGGAGAUGCUGAUUGGCCAGGGCUGUGUUUGGCUUGUGCUGGCUCUGCAUCUGACCUGCCUCCUAGACAGUCUCAGCCAAUCCAAUGCUUUCCUAUGAUGUCAGUCAAGUUGACCGAUCAGGGGCAGAGUCAGCAGCAGCAGAUAGGAGUAAAGGUAAGAUUUUACUAUAUUUAGGGAGGGCAAGGGGGGCUAAGGGGCUAGAUGGUGGUUUUAACAUUGUAGGAUCAGGAAUACGUUUGUGUUCCUGACUCUAUAAUGUUCCUUUAACUUUGUCUUUUUUUGGCCUAAUAUAUUUGUGUCACACAAACAGUCCCUAUCCCCUUCAUACAAUACAGCCCAAUUUCCUUCCCCAAAACACCAUAGAGCCACUAUCUCCCCAAAUACAACCUGCUACAGCUCCCUCCCAAAAACAUACCAUACAACCCAUAUUCCCCUCAAACACACCCUACAUUCAAUAUCCCUGCACACCCUACAGCCCAAAUCCCAAUACACCCCACAUUCUCCCCAAACAUACCCUAUAGCCCCCAUCCUCCUAAACACACACUAUAGCUCCUAUUCACACAUAUAUUACAAUGACCGCAAAGAGUCCCAUCCACCAAACACACAUAUGAUCCACAACAGCCUCCCUCCCACACGUGCAACUUUACAAGCAGUCUCCCCACAAACACAACUCCACAACCUUGGGAUAGCAAGGAGGUUAAAUUCCUGCCCCUUCGACUGGGACCAGCUCAUACCUCGCAUCCUGUCAGCCAUCUCUGUCAUGUUUGGCAAACUUCUAAAUACACACUUCUUUAUCCAAGGAUUCUCUGAUACUCAAUAACUCGUUCUCAGGUUGGCUCCCUGAUUUGAUCUCUUUCCAAUAUCCCAGAUCAUACCUGUGCACCUAUCAUCCUGAUCCUUACAUCUCUUAGCCAUAACCCAAUCAGUUUUGAGGAAAAUAUAUACCAAAGCCUAGUGUAACUUAUUGUUUUAUUUUUUGUUCUAUGUAACCUAGUUUAUGGAGUUAGCCCCUCUUAUUCGCAUGCUCAGGAUAUGCCCAUGAAUAUCUUGAACAAGGGGUUAAGCUUCUUACAAAGAAGGGGUUAACCAACCAUCUUAUGUCUUUAGGUACAGGAACGCGAUCUUCAGGUAAUAUAUAAAAGAUAAAAGGAGAGAACAAACGAUGGUGCAGAAUGUACGGUUCAAAUGAAGUAAAAAUUGAUUAAUGAUAACGAACUCACAAUUUCCAGAGCUUCUGUCCAGCUCUAGGGUAAAGCGCACACAGCGGUAUAAUCCCCGCUUAUGGGAUUUAUGAUGGGUUCGUCAGGGUAUCCAAAACUCAAAGGAAACAGAAAAAGCCAAAUAGUGCUCUCUGUAUAACUGUAUAUUGUAAAAGAGAAUAAAAAAAACGUACUUACAAGUACAGAGCAGACCAACUGCUCUUUGAUGUCAGCGCUGGUGGAAUAAUCCCCACCUAUGGAUUUCUUUGGUGUCAGGAACUUGUAGAGAUAGUAUUAAAAUCGGAAUAGAGUGUAUAUAAAAUAUAACAAUGAACUAAAACGAUAAAUAGCCAGGGUACAUGUAUAAAUAAAAGUAGUUGGGACUAUCAGUUAACCAAAAACUUUAAUAUUUAUUAUACAAAAUAAAAUUUCCAUAACGCGUUUCGUCUAACAGACUUUAUCAAAUGGAUAAAUUUCCAAUAAAUCUGGAAAUUGUGAGUUCGUUAUCAUUAAUCAAUUUUUACAUUCUGCACCAUCGUUUGUUCUCUCCUUUUAUCUUUUAUAUAUUACCUGAAGAUCGCGUUCCUGUACCUAAAGACGACAGAGAGGAUACCUUUUUAGGUCGGACUUUUUAUCUUCAAUAACUAUUGAUACUGGACACUGUUUAUUCUGGCACAGCCCUCCUUUUAUAUUUUGCUUUUAUCCUGUAUUUUAGGGUUUUGGGGGGAUUCCCUUGUUGGGUUGCUGCCUUACAGGUUGUCUGGCGCUGUCUCUUUUCCUUUAUUUAUUUAACCAUCUUAUGUGCCCAUCUUUAACCCCAAAAUGGCUGGGGUUUCCCCUGCACAAAUCACAUUCUAGUGAGUGGAGCCAAAUAUAGGAAAGAACUUUAUAAAAGCCUCCCCCAGCUUGAAAUUACUGUUAUUGGCUGGCUUGGAAGGGCCAGCGCUACCAUAAGGUGGCACAGGCAGCCGCCUUAGGGCAGUGCAGGAUCCAUUUGUCCAUCAGGAGGAGAGCGCACAUCGCUCCCCUCCUGCAUGUCACUCCAUGUAGCGUGGUCCAGCCGCGGACCCCAGACAGCGCCAAACUGCUUCCUAUCAGACUUGCUCAGCCACACUUCAAGAGGGAGGGAGGUGAGUUGGCACCGGGAUGGGGGGGUGGGGGGAGUAGGGGAAAGAAGAAUACAAGGGAUGCGGGAGGGGGGGGGGAAUAUCCAGAGAGGCUGGGGGGAGGGGAGUUGUAUAGAUAAAGAAGGACUAGUGGGAUAAAAAGAGACACAGAGUGGCUGAGGAUUGGGUAAGAGAGACACAUAUGGGCUAAGGGGGGAAAGACUUACACAAGAGCUGGGAGGAAGAGACACACAGAGAGGUUUGGAAGGGGAGAAAGAGACAUAAGAGACAUAGAAAAGGGGCUUGGGAAGAAAUAGAUACACAGGGGUAUUGGUGGGGACAAAGUGAGACAGAGGCCGAGGCAAAGCCAUGGACCACAAAGAGUGGCAAACUGCUUCCUGUCAGACCAGGGGGAAGGAAGCAGGAGCUCCUCUACUGCGUUCCGCUGCUCAGCCAUGCUUCAAGACGGAGGGAGGUGAGCUGGGGUGGGAUGACAGAAACAGACAAGGGCUUGGGGGGGGGGGAGUGGAAACAGCCAGAGUGGCUAGUGGGACACAAACAGACACAAAGUGGCUAGGGGGAUAUAAAGAAAGGGGCUAGGGAAUGGGCAUAAAAGUCAGACAGUGGUGGGGGAAGGGGCAACAGAGACCAACAAUGCACUUGGGGGAGAAAUCCAGAGUAGCUGGUCAGAGACAAAGAAAUACAGAGGGGCAGGGGGAGAAAGAGACACACAGCGAGACUGGGAAGAAGAGAAAGACACACACAAAGGGCUAGGGGGGGAAAGAGACAUACAGAGGGGCUGGCUGAGAAAGAGACUUAGAGGGGGUGUGGAAGGGGAGAAAAAAGACACACAAAGGAGCAGGGAAAGGGGAAAAGACACAGAGAGAAUAAGAAAGGGGACAAAGACACCCAAAGGAACUGGGGGAGAAAGAUGCACACAAAGGAGCUGUAGUAGAAAGACACACAAGGGAGGUGUAAGAAACACGAAGAGGGAAAAUGGGGGCAAGAUUCACUAAAGGGAGUAAGACAUUCAAAAGAAAGGAUGGGGAAUACAAAUUGGGAUAAAAAGUUAAAGAGGGGGAUUAAGGGGCACACAAGUGAAGAUGCAUUUUGGAGGAAUACAGGGGGGCAGAAAAAUGCUUCCUUUAAUGGGUACCCAGAAAUCCUUGCACCAGCUCUAAGUUUCACUGCAUGCAAACUCUGUCUGGUAGUAGGUAUUUUCUAAAUAAAGAUGGUAACCCUGUAACUUAAUGAAGUCCUUAUAGGGCUAAAACAAGGUCAAAGAAACUAGGUGUCUCCUGGGCCCCAUUAUCAUGGCCCUUCACUCUACAGCUCAAGAGAUGAAAGAAAGUUUAGGGGCCACUUGUUGGGCUCCAAUCCAGAACUUUUUUUAAAAUUGGCUUUAAUUUGUGUUUGUGUUAAUGUGCCUCUCAGUGCUGCAGUGGAGAGCAGCAUACUUCAACUUGCAGAAAUGCUUUAUAGGUUUACUGAAGUUCACCUCUCUAUUUUUUUUAAAAGUGCUGGCUCUUUUAUAAAGCACCUAGCUUGAGUGGUCUCAGCUUUAAAUCAGAGUGUGCUCUUCCUCAUUCUCUUUAAGAACUUGUUUGAAGUGGCCGUGAAGGCUUCUCGUACAGAAGCAUUUGAUUAAAUUCUCUAGAUAAAUAUCUAAGUGGCCCAGUGUUGUCGGACCUCAAUGCUUCUUUAUGAAUAGCAUUGGUUUGGCUGUGAGAUCAUCGCUAGUCCACUGAGGUGAGGAGACCUUCUUGCCUCUGGAUUGCAGGUAAGGAGCAGGAUUUUUUAGCACACUAGUGAAAAGGACCCUGAAUCUAAAUCAGUUUUUCAAUUCUCCUUUAAUAAUAAUUCUGGAGUACUGUCACGACAAGUGACCCAAACACGCAGAAUAUAACCCAAAUAGAAAACGUAUUACCGGACCUUAGAUUGGCCGGGUUUAACGUAGGUAGUAUAGCCAAAGUCAAGGAAAACCAGAGAUCAGGAUAACGAUAAGGAAUAGCCGAGUCAGGGAACCAGAAAACAGGAUACACGGGAAAGCGAGCCAAGUCAAGAUACCAGAACGAAGAAUAGUAAAUAAACACAAGCCGAGUCAAAAUACCUAGAUACAGACAGAUAACAGGAUAGCACUAGAGGGAACAACCAGUAUACUACAAUAGGGCACUGAACAAAAGCAAAAUGUCAGGGAGCGUGGAAUAUUUAGAAUUUUCACAGCAUAGCCGCUAUGACAUUGGCGCCGCGUCAUAAAAGGAGGCAUGCAGAGAGCAUCCAGUGUCUGACAUGCUGUGCUGUUGAUGAGAGGAGUCGGCACCCGGAGCGACACCUCGCAUGUCCACGGGAGAAAGAUAAGGUAUCGUGACAAGUACUCUUUUACUUUUUUUAUUCACUUUAUGAAGCAAAGCUUUAAGUCAGCCAGGGGGCCAGCUUCGUGACUGAUUACAGUAAGGAAGCAGAUUCCAGGGCCAAAUUCAUUUGAUUGAUUGACUUUAACCCACUCACUGUGGAAUACACUAAUGAUAUAUAAGCCAGAAAAUGGAAGCUAUUUUGUCUUUCUAUGGCGUCAAUCGGAUACUAUGUAAGAAUUGUCUAAUCUUUAAAUGCUGGACAAUGUAAUGAUUACAAUAAAUAUCUUUAAAGUGAUGGUUUAUAUUUUUUCUUGCAGAUAACUACUAAAUGUCGACAGAAUGGAGCAAUAGCAGCAAGCAGAGAACUUCUCACUAGGAUAACAAAAAAGAAAGAUUGGUUUUCAAAAUUUGUGAGCGUGUUACGUAAAAUGGAAUAUAAUGAGCUUGCCAAUUAUUUAACAGGAGGCACAUUUGAAGAUUGUACAGGUACUCAUCUUUCCCACUCACUAUGCAUCUAUUCACUAUUAACAUUUUAUUUUCUUUAUCCCUCAAGGUUUACAUGCUGUACAGUCAUCAGCAUGACUCGGGGAUUAAAGGGUUGUUUUCCUUGCACUAUAGUUCCCUAUACAGCCCCACUCCCUCCCCGUGGUGCAGAAGGAGUUAAUAGCCCCUUCUGUCACUUACCUCAAUCCAGCACCGAUGUCUCUCAGUGCUGGCUCUGGUCCGCCUCCGGCCCUUGCCUCCAACAUCAGCUGGCGGGGGAGACCGCCCUCGCAUUAGGGCUUCACCCAAAGGAAAGCAUUAUACAAUGCUUUCCUAUGGGAAUUCGGGUGAUGCUGAACGUCCCCAUGCAUUGCCUUACAACUCUCAAGGCUUACAAAAACACUUCUUUAACUCUUCAAUCAUAUAUUUGCCAUCAGAUCUUCUUCGUCCAGUUCAUCAGCCUCCUGACUGUUUAUAAGCCCCUUUACCAACAUUACUGUCACAAACGCACUCUACUCAAGAGUGUGCGUGACGUAGUUGUGUUGGUGAAAGGGUUAAAGUUCACUAUUUGUCUGCACUAGACAGGAAAUAAUCAUAAAAUCCCACUUAACAUCACCCACACCUAACCAUAAUAAUACAAAUAUUACUAUUUUAACACUGCCACCACCAAGACAAUUUAUAAAUGGGGUGUCUUGGCCUCCCAGGUAACUUAUUAAUAAAAACCCAUCAAAUACAAUGUAGCACAAUAUCUAAGCAAUUGCAAAACACUAAUAAGUCUCUUCAGGUAAUGUGAUUCUUUACCAGACAAAGACAGAACUUAAUAAAUGAAUACACAGUGCAUACAAAAAUAUAGAUGAUAAAUUAUUGACACCAACAGAUAAAAACAAAAAGGAUAAAAUAACAGAAGUCCUAAUUACUUACUCAGGUUUUCAAAAUAAAACUUCUGCCUAGGGGGUCUCUGGCAAGGAAGAUGGUGACUCACUCAAAAUCAGAUUUUGACCCCAAGCAAGUCCUAACACAUUUCAGAAUUAUUAGAUAUAUACCCUGUGAAUUACCAAGUCUUGCCCAGGGGUGGAGUUAAGGCGUACCUGUAGAAACAAUAAGUGACCACACCCCUGUGUUCCAGACCAACAUCAAUCAAAAUGGAAACAUUUGGUUCAAUCUCCUCUUAUGUACCUGCUACAGAAAUAAUAAUUGCAUCUAUGAUUUUGUUACCAUUUUUUCAUUCCAUCGAUAUGUCACACUCCUUAUCUGUAACCCAAUAUAGCGGACAUCACAAUCGCUUCCCAUAUGGGUGUCAAGGUUAAUACUCCCCAACACGCAAACCAGGGAACAAUAAAGGUGACACAGAUAGACGUAUUACCGGACCUUAAAGUGGCCGGACUUAACAUAGGAACGAGGGAAGAAUAGUCAAACACGCCAAGGUCAGGAAUACAGAGAUACAGAAAAGCAAAAUAGACAGAGCCAAGGUCAGGGAGUCAGAAAAGAGAAUAACCGAUAAACAAGCCGAAGUCAGGAACCAGAGAAAAGACAACUACUCAGAACGCACUCUCGGGCUAUAAUAAACCAUGACAGGGCAAGGAAGUGAUGUCAGAAGGAGGUUAAUAUAGGGCAAGGUGAAUACUGAUAGGCAGGGACAGAACUGAAGGAGGUAUAAAUAGGUAGUGGCAAUAAGCUACUAUCUCUUUAAAAUUGGAUUCCACGUCACCCCUGCCGGUUACCUUGUGCGCGUGCGCACAUCCCCGGGCUCCCUCCCAGACGCGCGCGCGCCCCCCGCCAACAAUCCACACCGCCCGACAGGAGAGGACGGAUGGCGGGACCGGGACGUCGUGGGACACCAGGUAUGACAAUGGGUAAGUUACGCAAAUCAUGUUUAGGCUUCAUUAGCAGAUUGUGCUUGUCCCAUUCUAAAUAUAAUAAAAGAGGCUUAAUUAUUAUUCUGUGGGUAAGUAUUAAUGUUUGGAUAUGAUACUGGAAGGCUGUUUUUUUUUCUUUCUUGAAAGCUAAUGAUCAUUAACAUAAAUAAUAAAUUAAUUAAUUCAUCAAUCAAGAGGUACAGGGUUGACGUCAGUUAGUUUACAUUGGAACUAGACAUCCAGGCAUCUCAAGUGUAGAAUUUCACACCUUGCAGAGCCUUUGAUUAAUCAAAGUAUCAAUCCAUGUUGUAAACCACCUGCCCCCUUUUACAUUCCUAUACUAUUUACAUUUACAUUACCCCUUCUGUCAUUUGACCUUGCAACACAAAUUACAUUAAAUGGCAAUAUUCUAUUGUGCAACAAUGAAUUAUGCACCCUUGGUGUGACAAUUACCUUCUCCCAUUCCUGAGUCAUUGCUAGCACUUCAUUUUUUUUAAGCAAACAUGAUUAACUCAGGGCAAAAGAUGCAGUUGCUCAUAUCCCAACAUUCUACUCUUCUACAAGAACCCACAAAAUGUGCCCCUUGUGUACCUAUACAACAGCAACUGAUUUUUUAAUUUAUUUUUUAACAGGAACCCAGUACACACUUAGUUCGGCCUUGUAAUCAUCCAUCUGGCAUAUUAUUUUUCUUGCCUGCUACGUGCAAUUGCUGGGAAGCCUGGCCAUAGCUUCGUUUAGCUUAGUUCUUCCACUAAUAUUAGCUCUGAAACGCUAUUGCAAUAUGACCAGUAAGACUGUCUGUGAUGGUUACUGGAAAAACAAAUUGAUUCAGCCGAACAUUUUUUAUUUUAUUUUUUAGUGUCAAGUGAUACAACAUUCGUCCAUGCAAUCGUUUCCAGAAUAACUAUUUGGAAAAGCCAACAUGGUGGUAAAAUGGGCCACUGCAUCUGUGUACUGCAAAUUAUAUACAUAAUAUUAUAUUUACAUUUCUCUUUCUAGCUAUCUCUAUCUUUCUCUAUCAUCUCUAUCUACACUGAUAGGUGCAUUUUCCCACCAUUAGGUUUAUAGUUCACGUAAAAAAGAAGUAGCCAACAGAGCUAAAAAAGGAGGAAAAGCAAAAGAAAAUGUAUAUUAAUUAUAUAUUCCUUUAAGGACUCACGACACAUGAAUCCCACUAUGUCAACUGAGGCCAAAGGUCACAGCUAUUUUAACCUUAAAGGAACACUAUAGCGUUAGGAAUACAAAUAUGUAUGCUUAACACUGUAGUGCCCUGGUCAACUUUUAGAUGAUGACCCUACCAGUGCUGCGAGGCUUGAAAAGAUAGUUUACUUACCUUUUGUCCUGUGUUGCCCUGGUUUUGUUGGGGAAGCUCCCUCUUUGUGGCUGUGAUCAGUAAAACGCUGUGCUGCGCCAAUCAUUUGAUCUCUCUGAGACCCCCAGAUUAAAACUAUGUAAAACCCGCUGUUUAACUUUUCUAUUUUACAGAUCUUUCUCUAGUGACUAUCAUAUUGACAGCCACUAGAGGCAGAUUAACCCAGCAAAGAAAACAUCGCUGUUCCUGCACAAUGGCAAUGUUUUCAGCUGCCGUGGCACCCAGAUCAGUUUUUUGAGAGGACAUGGACUAUGUGUCUAUUGUCUUCUUUUUACUAUGCAAUUCAGUUUUCUAGCAUUUUUUAGUAUCUGCCAUGUCCUCCCCAUAUUUAUAUGGAGAGUUUUUAUAUUUGCAAUGAUGAAGUUCUGUAAUGAGUAUUUUUUUUCCAUAACAGAGAUUAAUGGGAAUGCACAAACAGUGACAGAGAAACACGAUUCCAAUGGCCACUUACAGCAGGAAGAGAAGAUUUGCGAGUCACUUGUGAAUAAUGAAAAUGAAAAGCAGGAUCUUGCAAGUGACAUCAGAGUUCAUGAAAUAUCAUGUCUGGAAAGCUCUGCUCCACCAGGUAAUGGAUUAAAAAAAAAAUAAUGUCUUGUACAAACAUGGCAGCAAAAGGUGGGAAAAUAGAUUUUUUUUUUAUAACACUUACAGUGGAAAACAGGUGAAAAAUAUAUUUUGCACAUCCUCUGUAUAAAAUAUAUAUAUCUAUAAAUAUAUAUAAUUGUGACUGAACAACCAAUAAUUAUUUUAAUUAGAAAUGAGCCCCUGUUAUUUGAAGGCUUUGAAUGAUAAUAAUUGUCUGUUUCCAACUUUUUUAAGAGCAAAAGAAGUAAGCCUACAUUUUCAUCGUAACAGGUAACAAUACAUUGUUUGCUCUGCAAAAUAAUAACAUUAACCCCUUCGCGACCACAGACGGAAAUUUUCCGUCAACCUUGUCCUUCAGUUAAGGACCGUUGACGGAAAAUUUCUGUCAUUUACCAAAGUUAACCCCAGAUCACGGCGAUCGCGGGGUUAUCGGUGCUCCGGUCUGCCUCUGUAUAAGAGGCAGACCGGGAGCACCCAAUCGGGCUGCCCCAGCACUGGUGCUCGCUCUGACAGGCUGUCAGAGCGAGCACAUGUGCUCAGUAUACUCACCUUCCGCCUCCCUGCACUUCCGGGUUCUGUGUGAAGUGAAGUGCAGGGAGACGGAUCAGUGUGGCUGAUCUUCUCUCUGUAUAAAAAAAAUAAAUAAAGUUAAAUCCCACCCCCCUCCCACCGCUUUAAUAAAAUUAACCCCUUCCCUGCCAAUUGAUUACUGAGGGUUAUUUUUUUUUUUUUUUUAACCAUCAGGGGUUACAUUUAUUUUAUUAAUUAAUUUAAAUAUUUAAAAAAAUUUAUAUUUAGCUAACUGGGAUGGGUGGAAGUUAGUGGGGAAUUGGGGAAUUUGGUGUUGGGCUAACUAGGGGUUAACGUUAAAAAAGUUUUAAAAUAGGCUUUAAAAAGGUAAAAAAAAAUGUAAAAAAAAAACACCCCCCUUUACCCAGUCUAAAUAAAAAUUAACCCCUUCCCUGCCAGUUGAUCACUGCCUACAGUGAUCACAAUACAGAUCACAGUAUUAUACUUUAAUCUAAUUUCUUUUAACCACUGAGGAUUAACUUAUUUUUGAACCCUCGGGGGUUCAAUUUAUUUAAUUAAUUAAUUUCAAUAUUUUAUAAUUAUAUAUAUUUUGCUAGCUGGAGUGGGUGGGAGUUAUGGGAAAGGGGGGGAUUUACUGUUAGUGCUGCUUACUGCUAGUUAGAGGUUAACGGUAAAAGAAAAGUUUAGAAAAAAAAUGUAAGUGUAAAAAAUGUUAAGAAAGUGUAAAACAUUUAAUAAGUAAAAAAAAAAAAUUUUAAAAAUGGGUUUUACAAAGUAAAAAAAUACAUUAAAAAAAUGCUCAUUACCACUAAACUUGGUACAAGCUAGCGGAAAAAUGAUCCCACGCUAAGGUUCAAAAUAGGCCCUUUGAAAUACCCUGGGAUGUCUUCUUUAAGAAAUGGUAUGCUUUUAUGGUGUAAUUGGAUUAUAUAGCCUUGUAAAAUACUCUAAAAUGGGACAUGGACACAGCGUAAAAAUUCAAAAUUUGAGAAAAACUGGAAUGGCUGUGUCUCAAAUGUGCCCCUUCAAUGUCCACAUAUACCUGGCAAAGGUACAUAUGGGGGUAUUGCUGUACUCAGCCGACAUAGCUGAGCAACAUAUGAAGUAGUAUACAGUUGUAGUACACAUAAGGUUUGCAAAAUAUACUGCGCAAACUCGCUUUGUGUGUCAAAAAGGCAGAAAAAAUGCUUAUUACCACUACACUUGGUACAAGCUAGUAGAAAAAUUAUCCCACGCUAAGGUUCAAAAUAGGCCUUUUGAAAUACCCUGGGAUGUCUUCUUUAAGAAAUGGUAUGCUUUAUGGUGUAAUUGGAUUAUAUAGCCUUGUAAAAUACUCUAAAAUGGGACAUGGACACAGCGUAAAAAUUCAAAAUUUGAGAAAAACUGGAAUGGCUGUGUCUCAAAUGUGCCCCUUCAAUGUCCACAUAUACCUGGCAAAGGUACAUAUGGGGGUAUUGCUGUACUCAGCCGACAUAGCUGAGCAACAUAUGAAGUAGUAUACAGUUGUAGUACACAUAAGGUUUGCAAAAUAUACUGCGCAAACUCGCUUUGUGUGUCAAAAAGGCAGAAAAAAUGCUUAUUACUACUACACUUGGUACAAGCUAGUAGAAAAAUUAUCCCACGCUAAGGUUCAAAAUAGGCCCUUUGAAAUACCCUGGGAUGUCUUCUUUAAGAAAUGGUAUGGCUUUAUGGGGUAUUUGGAUUAUAUAGCCUGGUAAAAUAGUCUAAAAUUGAACAUGGACACAGCGUAAAAAUUCAAAGUUUGAAAAAAACUGGAAAGACUGUCCCAAAUGUGCCCCUCCGAUGUCCACAUAUGCCAGGCAAAGGUACAUAUGGGGGUAUUUCUGUACUCAGCCGACAUAGCUGAGCAACAUAUGAAGUAUUAUACAGUCGUAGCACACAUACGACUUGCAAAAUAUACUGUGCAAACUCACUUUGUGUGUCAAAAAGGCAAAAAAAUGCUUAUUACCACUACACUUGGUACAAGCUAGCGGAAAGAUUAUCCCACGCUAAGGUUCAAAAUAGGCCUUUUGAAAUACCCUGGGAUGUGUUCUUUAAGAAAUUGUAUGCCUUUAUGGUGUAGUUGUAAUAUGUAGCCUGCUCAAGUGCUCCAAAGUGGGACACAGGCGCAUCAAAACCCUCCAUGAAAAUUCACACUUAAAAAAAACUUAACUUGUCACAUCUCUUUUACAGCAGUGUAACUUCACAAAAUAGUGUCUAGGUCAUACAUUGUGCAUAUUGUUUUACUCAGAAGACUUAGCUGAGCAUAAUGUGGGGUGUUUUCCUUUUCUAUAAUGUUUUUUUCCCUUUUUAAUUUAGGACUUUUUCACAACUGUAUAUAACCUCUGAUUGUACGAAUUAUGUUUAAAGUAUUAGACAUCAUUCAGUUCACUUUUUCAAAUAUGUUUCUAUUCAUUACGAUUAGUGAGCAAUGUGAUUUCUCUGUCAUAAUAAUAUGCAUCAUUUUACAAGGUAUCAUUUCUACAUAUUGUUGCACAUUACAAAAUGAUACACAUAUAGGUUAUAAUUCAUGCAAUUUUUUUUUAUAAUACAAACUGAUGAACGUUUUCAUUUAACAUGUACAAUAUGCAACAAAAUAAUGAUACAUUAGUUAAAUGGUGUAUGUUAUUAUUAUGAUUCUGUGCAAGGCAGGUGCUCUUGAGUUCAAUGCAAAUAAGCUAACCAAACCAGGAAGUUACAGUUGUCUGCUUGAAAAGUCAGGGGGUGUAACCAGUAUAAUUUUUUAAAAGUAUCAAUUUCUAAUGAAAUCUUCACUAUUUCCAAAAUGAAAAAAAAAAAAAAAAAAAGAGGACGCACUCUUCACAUAUAAAGCUUUUCAGCAAGCUAAAGUGGUUUAGUGGUCUGGAGUGUCCCUUUAAUAAAAUGGGGUCUCAUACAUUUAAACUGAUGUUUAACACAAUCAUAGGAUGAAGAAUACUAUCCUGCCAUGAAUUGCAAAAUAACAGCCAACUUAUAUUACAUAUAAUAAGUUUUUUUUCUUAGUUAUUGCAUUUGCCAAAUGUUUAACUAACAGGUAAUGUUCCAUGCACGCUUAAAACUGAUUGUGCUUCUGAAGCCCAAACCACAUGUAUAUCACUUUAAAAACUUAAAGGGACACUGUAGGCACUUUGACAACUUCAUAUUUUCACCACCAUAUUAAUGAAGUUGUCAUAGUGCCUACAGUCCUGUACCCUUUUCCUAUCCCUCAAAACCCUCUAGGUAAUUAAUUAGAGGGCUUUGAAGCGUGGCCUCAAGCACUCUCGGUAUGAGAGCUGGGAAGGUUACUUCCCAGUUCUCAUACCGUAACAUGCAUGCGCAGUGCCAUCUGGGUCGGCCAUAGAGAAUUAUUGUAUUCAUUGAUUCUCAAUGGCAGUAACUUAGGCACAUCACUGCGAGCAGCGCACUCUUUGAGGAGCAUUGGAUUGGCCCAUCAUCCUGGAGGCGUGCAUCACUGAAGAAGGAGGUUGCGCCAGCACCGAAGGAGACUCGACGCUGGAGAAGGAUGAGUAAUACGUUUUCAAAAUUAUUACUUUGUUUUUAGUUUUAUUUUACAGGGGGGUACACCAAAUUGUAUAUGAGCACCAGUGCUGUAGCGUUAGGAAUACAGUUAUGUAUUCCUAAACAUACAGUGUUCUUUUAAAGGAACAGUAUAGUGUCAGGUAUAGAAAACAUGUAUUCGAAAUGCUAGAGUGUUACUACAAUUAUUUACAUAGCACCAACUCAUGAUUAACAUACUGGAACAGUAGGGGAGGAGGGUCCUUCCCAAAUGAGCAAAAAACAUAAAAAUCCCUUAUGCAAUAUAAAACACCAGUGGUUAAAAAGGGGGUAAUUAUGAAAAUAAGUAAUCCUAUAAAAUAGUAGAUGUUUAGAAGAUUCCUCGGAUCUUCUGAAUAUACAUAUACAUAGAGAAAUAAACUACCUACAAAAUAAAAUCAGAAAGGACCACAAAUGGGGCAGACCAAAAAACACCAGAUAAUAGCUAGUGUAAAAAUGCACUCACAAGCAUAAAUUUAAAGCAGGCAGAAUAGGAAAAUAUCGGUAGAACUUCUUUCUUUCUUUCUCUACUUCCUAACUUCUGUGCAUGUUAGGAGAGAAGAAACAAAACACAGUGCAACACUGUAUAACACCAACAAGAACACUUUAUUUAAUGCACUCACAAGAUAAUUAUAGGAUCACUAUAGCGUUAGGAACACAGACAUGUAUUCCUGACCCUUUAGUGUUUAAACCACCAACUAGCUCCCCUGGGCCACUCAUGCCUCCAUAAAUAUAGCAAAAUCUUACUGUAUUCAAGCCUGAAGCUGUAACUUUGCAUGCUGUUUGAUUCAGAAAAACAAGCAGUCUGCUGACAUCAUCAGAAGUGGUAGCCUGAUCCAAUCACUGUGCUUCUCCAUAGGAUUGGCUGAGACUGACAGAGGCAGAUCAGGGGCAGAGCCAGUAUGAUUGAACAAAUUCAAUAAGCUGUAGUUGUUCUGGUGACUAUGGUGUCCCUUUAAAAAGUAAACGCCCAUAACAGUUUCUUUACUCUCAGUAGCAAUUCUGUAUACAACCUCCAGGAGCCAGAAAUCUGUUGUGAAGGCAAUCGGUAAAACACAGGAAAAACGGUGUUCUUUCACCCUACGCAUCUCGUCUAUAAAUAUAUUUCUUCAGGGGUAUUCAGCGUGUGUCUGACAAUUCUACCAAGUCCUGUGUUUAAAAACCCUGGUUUGCUUCUCCCAAAUUGCCUCACAAGCAAUCGGGACAGAGCUGGUCGACCUGAUGUCGAUAAUCCUCAUUUGCGUGUCAUGCCUUUUGCUUUGGAAAUCAAAUGUGUUCUAUCUUCAUGUAAGUUUAAAUCCACUCGAAAGUCUCUUCACAAAGUCCAUAAAUAAGAAAAUGUAACAGACAUGAAACAGGUAUAAAUAAAAUCUGGUAAUAAAUAUUUUAAAAUCUUAAAAUAACCAAUCAUUAAUAACGAGAGAAGAGAGAGAGAGAGAAAAAAAGAGAUCCUAGACCUAAAACUCUCUAAAACUUACUUGUGAAAAACAAAGCAUAUCAAAAUCAACAUUAAGACCAUCAGGCUGCAUGGUCUUGAGUAUAAAUCCAGAAACCCUCUCUCUGUCUUAACUUUAACACUAAAUCACUUUUGUGGUCCUUUCUGAUUUUAUUCCUGCCCAAAUGGGCUUACUAUCUAAAAAUCUAAAAUAACUAUUUAGCUAUCUGGACCCUCGCAGAUGAAAUAAAUAAAGCAAUUUACUUACCUGUUAGCCCUCGCAGCAUCAGACUCCAUGCGAUCUCCCUGGCUGUGACCUCUGUGCUUAUGAUCUCACUCAAUCCAAUGCUUUCUCAAAGGGAAGCAUUUGGAUGCUAGUGCGCAUGUGCUGCAAAAUGCUGGCUGUGCCAAUCAGGAUCUCCUCAUGCUUCUUCUACGUCAGUGUAUCUAUAUGGGGAGUGCUCAGUGUCUCCGUGCAGAGUGUGGAGAUGCGGAACAUCGGUUCUGCAAUCUUUGCAGGACCAAACCCAGGAAAUCUCUUCAGUGGCUGUUUGAAUGACAGCCACUAGAAGUGACCUUAGGCAGCAAUGUAAAUAUUGGCUUUUUUUUCAGAAAAGGCAGUGUUUACACAACUGAGGCUGUCGGGACAGGCUGUUUGCCCCAGAAACACUACAUUAAGCUGUAGAGGUUCUGGUGCCUAGUGUGUCCUUUUAACCCCUUAAUGUGUGACAUGUCAUGAAUCCCUUUUAUUCCAGAAGUUUGGUCCUUAAGGGGUUAAAGCAGCUCCAAACCUAUACUCAAUUUACAUCACACUGCAGAAAUGUCACUGCGGAAAUAUUUGCACAACCCCAAAGCAAACUAAAAAUUUGCUACAAAUUGAGCUUUUAUUUUUGUAGCAAAUUCUCCACAGUUUUUCUUUUUAUUACAUGGAAUGUGUGGCUGUCUGCGCAUUAGCGCAGUUAGCGCAUGGCAUGUAAAUUAGCAUGUAAGCUCAUCGAGCAGGGCCUUCAACCCCCUCUGUUCCUGUACAUCCAGUGGUCUGAUCUCAAUUAUGUCUGUUAGUCCACCCAUUGUAUAGCGCUAUGGAAUAUGUUGACGCUAUAUAAAUAAAAUAAUAAUAAUAAUAAUAAUAAUAAUUACUCUCUACACUGCCAUUUGCUUGGACAUGCUUAUGGGACUUUUGAAAGAAUGGGGAAGCCUAACAAAAUGGAAAUAUUUUAUAUUUAUGUUAACAGCACUAGACAUGUGCAUUCAGUUUCAAACAAACUUGGCAGGUUGUCCGAAUUAAAGUGCUAUAUGAACAUAUAACUUAACAAACGAAUCGCGCAAUGGAUGAGCAUGUUUGUUUGAUUUGUGAUUUUCACAUCCAUCUGUGGAGCUAAAUACAUUUUUAAAAAAAAUUCUUUAUUUUAAUGUUCGUAUAUAUUAUAUAUUGCUUAUAGACAGUGGAAAUACACCGUUAAAACAGUUCGCUACAGAAGAAAAAAGGGGAGACAGGGGCAAUACAGAAUGAAGAUAUCGUUGGUAGAGUGGGACAUCUAUUUUUUUUGGCUUCACGGAUGGAACUCCAAAUGUUGGUUUUAUUCACAGGUUAAGUGAGAUGUGACCCAUAAAGGGGGAAAAAAAAAGAAGUGGCAAUAAAAUUCUAUAUUUUGUAUAUAAUAUAGAUACAUUUAUAAUAUAUAUUUUUUACUGCUACUCCUUUUUUCCCUCUAUUGAUUACUUUUUCUCACUCGUUCAGUGUACUAUAAAAUAUAUACAUAAUACUUGUUUUGCAAUACACUGAUCCAUUUUGAAAUAAAUAUAAAACUCAAAUAAAACAGCUACACAUAUACAAUCCCCAUCACACACGAACAAAUUAAUCACAAAUGACAAACAGCUUGAUUACAUAUAUGUAGAUCCCUAUCAACUGGCCCAUCUUACACUUCUACAACUAAACCUUUUGGAGCUCAGUCCCUCCUCUCUCAAACUCUCACCAGUACAGUUACCUAUACAUGUGCCCUUCCCCUUCCCUCUCCUCCCCCAACAAAAAUUAAAUAAGCUGACACUACUAGUCAAUAGUUAAAUAUUCAGCCCCCGGCAAUGUAGGCAGGGUGUCCACCUAAUACCACUUAUUUCAGACUGCCAGGGGCGAGGGUGGACAUGCUCUGCAGUCUCAGCCAGCGGAGGUCUAAGUCAUGCUCUGCACACAGACUCACAUAGACGAGUGGCCUGGGGUGAGAGCAUUAUCAAGGGAGUGGUGCACUUUACCCUUUCCUGCAUUCUUUUACCUUAGUCAGGUGACUUUAACAAAGUGUGUGAGAUUUAAGUUUAUAAGAGUGAAUUUCAAAUUUAAGGUGGAGCAGCCAAACUGGAAGCACAACUCGAGAAGCAGAAUGGAACUAGUUUAUAAGUCAGACAUUUUCAGUUCUGUAGAAAGACCACUAAACUAGGUUCCGUGAUUUUUUUUUUACAGAACUGAGAAUGCCUGACUUAUAAACUAGUUCCACUAGUGUACACUAACUCCUUUUAGACGUGGGAAUGUUUUUAGUCCAUCAAAAUUAUCAUAUUUCUGUAGUGACCAUCUGUGUGUACUAUAUCCUAGCUAUUAGAGAUUAGAACUGUGUAUUUAGCAGAAAAUAGAUAGAAUCAUUAGGUGUCCAUGAAGGCACAAGCUUGAUACUAGUGAUUUGAACCCAAGACAAUACUAUUAGCUGUCCAUGAAGGCACAAGCUCAGCUAACUCCAGAGACCAUAGGAUUAAGCUGUAUAUCUAUACUUUAGAAUUCUUCCUAGGUUGCCUUCUAUAUUAUACUUUAGAAUUCUUCCUAGGUUGCCUUAUAUAUUAUACUUUAGAUGAUUACCCUGUUUAAUAGGUUACAGCUGUGCUGAACUCAACAGCAACCUACUAACACGGACUUUGGCUACAAUACACGUUGAUCUAGGGCAGGCUUCCCCAAACUCCGGCCCUCCAGAUGUUGCUGAACUACAACUCCCAUGAUUCUCAGCCUAUCUAUUUCAUUCACAGAAUCAUGGGAGUUGUAGUUCAGCAACAUCUGGAGGGACGGAGUUUGGAGAAGCCUGAUCUAGGGACUUCCCUAAUCGACCAUCAACCACCUAACCAACCAUCAACCACUUAAGAUUGAUCGAGCAAUUCAAAUUGACUGGUAGGGUCACCAUGAACUGCCUAUCUAUUACUCCCUCGUUGUUCUAGAAACUAAACGUUUAGACGAUUGUCCCCUAUUUUAAUGCCCUUGUUGGCAAACCAUUAACAGUACUUCACCUUCUUAUAGCAAUUUGAUGCAAAUAGUUGCUACUUUUUGGGACACAGCAACUAUCUUACGAUCUCCAUAUGACUAAGACAGUUUAUACAGAGAGAUAAUUUGUAACAUUUGCAACAAUAUUGGCCAUCUCUGCUUUAUCUUGGUAUUUGGCAGUGUACAAGGGCUCACUAUUUUUUUUUUUUUUUCUCUCAUUGAAUUUAUCUAUUAUUAUGUAUAUAUUUUAUAUUGCAUUUAAUAAAUGUUAACUUUUAUUUUCAUGCUUUACUGUAUUUACUAUUCAGGGGGUUGUUUCCCUUUUAAGAAGCACAUAUGCAUUAUUAUUAUUUAUUUAUUUAUUUAUUCAUUCCCCAUUUGCAAUCUAUGACCUAGGAGUUAUCACCCAUUUUUUCGAGUGUUGCAUUGAGUAAUGUGGGCUCUUUUUCUUCCUAAUCAUUAUAUUUGAUAUUCUGCAAUAAGUUUACUUUGGAAUAAAAUGUAUUUUUCUAUAUCUGGAUCCCUGAUAUCUAUUGGAUAUACUCCAAGCCUGUAUAGGAACCCUGGGGCAUUAUAUACAGAGCCUUGUAUGGCUCUGCAUCAUGUGAGUUUGAUUCCAAUCUCAUUACUACUUUUAGUUGUUUUACAGUUUUGUUUAUACAUUCUCUUUUAGGGUAUCUAUAGAUAUUUGUGGAUUCCUAAUGAUACAUCCUAUGGAUUUCGAAGUAAAUUUAGUGUGUUACACGGACGUGUAAUGGUUUUAUUUUUUAUUAUUAUAUGCAGUUGUUAUGGUGCACUAACUGCCCCAUUGUAAGUAUUAUACCUGGAAUGAGCUAGACAUGCGCUCUCACUUCCCUCUCACUUUACUAUCGGCUCCGGCCCUUUGAUAACACACAGAUCAGAGAACAUGGCAGCCAUCUUACAUCAGUCAGAGUGGAGCAGUAAUGUUGCAGCUGAUGUGUCCUCCUAUGUUCCUGUCAAUAAUCAUAAACAAAUUAUAAAGUAAAAGUGCAGCAAUAAAGAAUGUUGUAUAUAACUACUAAGACUCAUAUCUGAAGCAGACAAUGAGUGUAACAGUAAUCGGUCAAAUCGGUUUUGAUUGGUUUGACUUCAUACCUGGGGACCCCUUGACGCCACUCCCUGUAUACACUAUUAACACUGGAGAGCCAAAAAUUCCCAAGCCGGAGCUUUUGUUGGCUCUCCUGAGUAAAGCCAUGCAACACAGGUAUAAUCGGCUUUCUGGGAUAUUGUUACUACUACAUAUCCCUGUAGUAAAUCUAUACAUACAGCUGAAUGGUGUGUGGCAAACAGAGUUGCUGAGAAUCUACUGUGAAAUCUAAUAUGUGAUACACAGGCUAAAUUACAAAAGUAACAGGAUUUCGUAGAGCAUUGAUGCAACUUGAUAUGAAAUACAUAGAUGGGUACACUGUUUAAUGAAAUGUAGCCAUUGAAAUUGACACAAAUCCACUCUAAGCUCUCAGGUAUGGUAACAGACUUAGUAGAUAGUUAUUAACUAUGAUUCUAUGAAAUAAUCGUAUAGUAGAUAGUUAUAAAAUAUAACUCUGUAAAAUAAUUGUAUACAGAUGCUCCUCACUUUACGACCAACCCACUGAAUGACAACUCAAAUUUAGUAGAUCAUUCACGGAAAAGAUGCGAGGUACAGCUUUGCACUGUAAAUCUGUACCUCAUCUUUGCCGCGAAUGAGAAACCGACGAAUGUGAACACAGCAAAAUUCAAUGUGAAUUUCGCCACGUCCAGAGGGAUCCCAGUAUAGUACAUUUAGUACCUGUACUGUUCGUCAAGGGUCAUUCGUGGGUUUUCAUUUGCGGCAAAGAGGUGAGGUACAGCUUUGCAAUACAUUUGUUCUGUGAAUGAAAACCCAAGAAUAAGAAAUUUAGCGAAUGAUAAGCAGUGGUCCUCGCUUAUCGACCAUGUCACUUAACAACCCUCAUAGGAACGGAACUCGGUCAUUAAGUGAGGAGCACUUGUAGUAUAUAGUUAUAAACUAUAAUUCUAUGAAAUAAUCGUAUGAUGGUAUAAGGAUAUCACUAAGUACAUGCUCUGUAUGGCAGUCACAGUUAUAACAUAACCAGAAACAGCAUCUGGCUAGCUGAUGGUCUCCCAUAUCACCUUGGAGCCUCAGGCUCAGUUUUUUUAUUUAUUUAUUAUAGAAAUGGUAAUAUCUUACAAAGAAUACGGUAUUUCUACAUUUUAGGUUGACCUCACCCACUAAUAUAAUAUGGCAUUUCCCAAAAUCUAAAAUACAUUAAGAAAGUUUUCCUGGAUAUUAUUUGCAUCUGUUCCAAUACACUUAACAGUAGAAAACAAUAAAGUAAUUACGUAUGAUAGAAAUAAAUAUAUAUUUAUAUAUACUGGACUAGACAUGAGGUCAAACUUUUUUAAAAUAUUUAUUACUAAAAUUCCCAGUCAAAGCAGAAAAAUACUACAUAAUAUUGUCCAGCAGAUGGUGCUAGUUCCAAAUAAAUGCUCUAGUAUUUUAGUCUCCAGCUAACUUUUACUUUUUUGUUCACUAUUAGCCAUUUUUUAGUUUCCAUAUUUUGUUAUAUUUUCAUUUUACUUGUUUAUUAUUUAUUAUAAAUAAUUCAAAUUAACUUUACCAAAGAUUACAAUUUUGAAAGAGAGAGACUUCCUUCUUCAUGUUCCUAUUUACCUUCUUCUCCCUCUUCCGUUAUAUUGAUUGUUAUUUAAUAAAUGUGAUAACGUUUUGAAUUCAGUAAAGUCUUGCGUGAUAUGUUUAGUUCCAAUAAAAGAAAAAAGUUAGCACUAGCUCAAGUUCCUAUACAUAUAUAAAUAACCAGAGAACUUUUUAGUAUCACUCGAGUGGCCCAUCUGCCACGUCAAGGCAAAUUCAAUAGAACAAUUAUUAGGUUGCACCAUAGUUUUUUUAAAAUUGUGUGUUAAAAUACUUUAAAGGUAUUUAAAAAAAAUGUACUUACAGUAAAACGGCCAAUCAGAAAUGUUACAGUCUAAAAUAUAAGAUAUAGAAAUUAGUAGGAAGCCCAAUUUUGAGGUACAGGGAUGAGGAGGUGUAGAUCUAUAUUCGUGGAAGUCUUGGAAUAGCUGUUUCUCUUGAUCCAGUUAAAACAUAAGGUAAAAUAAAAACUAAAAUGGUGAGUAGGACCACUGCGGAGUAUACAUUUCCCAUCACGUGCCUGUGACUGACUAUACCGUUUUAGUUUUUCCUUUUACCUUAUGUUUUAACUGGAUCAAGAGAAACAGCUAUCCCAAGUCUUCCACGAAUAUAGAUCUGCACCCCAUCAUCCCUGUACCUCAAAGUUGGACUUCCUACUAAUUUCUAUCUCUUAUAUUUUGGACUGUAACAUUUUUAUUUGGCAUUUUUACUGUAAGUACAUUUAAAAAAAAAUACCUUUGAAGUAUUUUAACACACAAUUUAAAAAAAAACUGUGGCGCAACCUAAUCAUUUUUCGAUUGUAUACUACUCUUUUCUUUCACGGUCUUUGAGGGAACCUCCUACUCCUAGGUUUUGCUGCUUGAUCCAUAAGCUGUCUGUCUACACUAACAAUUCACCUUGCUUCUCUCAGCCUCAGGUAAAAUACAUUUUUGAGACAGAAAGGGGUAUUUUUCUAAAACCCUACAAACUUAUUAACCCUUAAUAGUAAAGACAUGUUUUUAUUUUAUUUAUUUUUGUCUGUUUGUAUUUGCUUCCACACAGCCAUGUUAUAAUGAUGCCGCCCAUCCCACGUGUUCCCUACUAAGGGUUAAUAAGUACGCAGGGGUUUAGAUAAAUAUCCAUUUCUGUCUCAUUAGAUAUUUUUUUACCUGAAGCAGAGAGAAACAAUGUGAAUUGUUAGAGUGGGAUUCACCUAAGACAGGCUUCCCCAAACUCCGGCCCUCCAGAUGUUGCUGAACUACAACUCCCAUGAUUUUCAGCCUAUCUAUUUCAUUCAUAGAAUCAUGGGAGUUGUAGUUCAGCAACAUCUGGAGGGCCAGAGUUUGAGGAAGCCUGACCUAAGAGGUUUGCGUUGAAGUGUCAGGUGGGCUUACAUCUAAUGGCCUUUAGAGUGAUGCUAAAAAACUCCAGUUAUUUAAAUGUGUGUAGGGUCUUGGGAUAGUGCGUAAGUAACUUUUUUUUUUUUGUAUGUAUUGGGGCUGAUGUGUACCAUAGUCAUUGCUGCCGCCCAGGAGUAGUGGGAGUUUGAGCACAGGACUUAUUUUUGUUUAUAUUAUACAUUUACUUACUAAUCAGCCAAGCUGAAUUGGAUACUUUUUCCAUACCAGCUAAUUCUUUUACCAACAUUUUGACAUUCUUUUUUCAAUUAUCUGCAAUUUUGAGUUCAAACGAAAAAACUCUAAAUCCCCAACUCACAUAAAUGAGCAGUAGGUUUUGUUUGGGUGUAGGUGCAAAAACCAUACUGUAUAGUCAACAUUUUAAGCUUAAGGUUGCCUUACAGACUAUUUCAUAUGCACAAUCAAAGGUACCCAAGGUUGGAUUGGCAAAUAUUUGCUAAAUAGAAAGUAUGUGUCAUCCAGGUCUUGUAAUGACUUAUUCCAAGCAAGCAGUAUUGCAAAUAGAUGUUGUACAAUACACAUGUGGCUCAACAACUUAAUACCUUUAAAGGUUAUUUGUUUAGUGAACAUGGUGAAAGAGUAAUGUUGUCAUUGUACCGCUUACUAAAUUAUCCAAAGAUCUUGCCUGUUUCCUGUGCAAACAAAAUUAAAAUGUUAAAUCCUAUUUAUGCAAUAGGAUUCUAGAAUUUCACAUAUUUUACAUUCUGUGUCUGUUUUUUCUUUUCAGACUUGAACUCAGGUUGUGCAGAUGUAGGAAAAAAACAACUGUUGGAAACUAAUGGACCGGCCAAAGAAGGUAACAUUUUAUAUUAAUUGAACUGUUUGCAACCUAUGAAAAAAUAUAUGUAUAUAAUGUAAAGUUUCAUAUUUCUUUAUCGCUCAGAUUCCUCUAUCCUCUCUUCUUUAAUGACACUAACUUAAUUAAUUUAAAAUACAUACUGAAAUUGCAUCGUUUUAACAAAUCUCAUAAAUUAUUUUGUUUUCAGACAACACUACAAAAUGUAACCAGCAUAUUUCACCUAUAUGCACAUGUUAUACUGUAUGUGUACACAACCAUAUCUGCACUAGGUGUAUCACCUAUCCCCUUCAUUAGAUAUUCUGGAACAGAGUUCUGGGCUGUCCAUGUCACGUGUGCAACUAGCUGCCAGCACAGGAGUACAGAUAACUCAGUAUGUGCAGUGUUUCAAGCUAAACACUGCACAUACAUACUCCUCCUACCUGAAGUGGUCAUGGUAGUUGGAGUCACUGAAGUGGCCAUGGUGGUUGGAGUAACCAUUUAAAGUUCAAGGGAAGAAACUGGUAUCCCUCUGGCACUGAUAACACUGACCUGCACCCUUCACACGUUUUUGGUAAUAGAAAGGAGCCUCUUGGUUGUCAGUGUCCACUGGAUUCAUAUCUUCUACUAAUUAACCCCUCAUCUGCUGCACAUAAGUAAAAUAAAUGGUUGUCCAUUGAGUGUGUCUCCUUUAGUGUGUCUGCGGAACCCCUGCUAAUUAUUAAAUCCUUUGUUAUCUCACAUUGGAUGUAGCUAUUGCGGAGGAUAUUGAACAGAAAGUGGAUUCACUGGAACCCAUCACACACACUGAGAGCUAAAAGGGCUCUGAGCAAGUCUCUCCUAGUUGAAAGGGGGUCACCUAGACCCUUGCAGUUAUUUUUGUAAACCCAUCCCACAUGAACGUGGAUGAUGGAAUGUGUCUGCUUGUUUAGCCAUUGGCACACUUGGCAUUUAUAUUAACUCUCAUAAGACUGUCCACGUGUGAGAUAAUAGGUGGGCUUAUUUAAUAGAAAGCUUGGGGACCAAAGAUUGUUUUUGCAUAUUUUUUAAAUUAUUUUAUCCUCUGGGAUAACUUUACUUUUCUGAAAAUUACUCUGUUUAUUCUCACAGAAGGAUCCAGUUGGAAUAUUUAGCGGUUUCGUUGUUUGCUCACCCAGUCAGGGUAGUAUUUUGUGGCCUUUUUUAAUUCUUCUCUUUUUUUUAGUGGUAAAGAGUUGCCUAGCAACACCGCAUUAAGCACUUAAUAUGCACUACACUUACAAUGUCAAAUAUAUAUAUAAACACUUGUCAUAAAGUACCAUGCAGGCUCACUCUCUUGUGUUGCUAUACUAUGAUACCUGUAGGUUCAUGGUCCCAGUGCCACAAGAGACAACUGCUGUGUUUGAGCAGACUCACUCACCUGGAUCACCAGCCAGAGAAACUGUCUCCACUACGUAAAUACAUUUUUAGACGGUUUUUGGAUGUCUUUUUGGCGAAUUGCAGCAAUUUAGUUUUAAAAUGUGCGUACUUAUUAAUGUACCACCAUUUAAGAUAAACUAUACACAAAAUACAACUGUUCUCUGUAGAAAGGUAAAAAGCAGCCCUUAAAAAUACAUUUUUAAAUUAAAUAAUAUAUAUGAAACAGCCAGUGUGUUGCAGUAACUUUUUUUCUUCUUAAAGGAGCACUAUAGGGACAAGAACACAAACAUGUAUUCCUGAUCUGCCAUUUAGCCCCCCACCUCCAUUGCCUCUGUAAAUAUAUUAAAAUCUUACUUGUAUUCAAGUCUGCAGCUGUUGCCUCUGCCCCUGAUCUGCCUGCUUACCUAACAUCAUCAGAAGUUAUUAUCUGAACCAAUCACAAUGCUUUUCAAUAGGAUUGGCUGAGACUGUCAAGGAGCAAGAUCAGGGACGGAGCCAGCACAAGUCAAACACAGCCCUGGCCAAUCAACAUAUCCUUAUAGAGAUGAAUUGAAUCAAUGCAUCUCUAUGAGGAAAGUUCAGUGUUCAGAGGGUGGAGACAUUGAAUGGCAGUGCUGUGCCCCAGAAAUCACCUCGAGUAGCCAUCACAGGAGUGGCCACUGGAGGUAUCCCUAGGCUGUAAUGUAAACACUGCCUUUUCUCUGAAAAAAUAGUGUUUACUGCAAAAUGCUCAAAGGAAAUGAUUCUACUCACCAGAACAAAUACAAUAAACUGUAGUUGUUCUGGUGACCAAAGGGUCCUUUUAAAAGUACCUUUUCAUUCUUUUCCCUGACAUUUUCAUUAACUUCAUUAAAUUUAAGGCCAAUAUAGCCAAACUGUUUAAAAAAAAAUUAGCCAUGCUUCCAGUUCAGCUACUUUGGUCUUCAAUUGGAACUUCACUUUGAAUUCAGUUUGACAUUUCACUUUACUGAAUAAUUCUGAAUAUAUGCCAUCAUGUUACUUGACUUGUUUGCAUUAUGUGAAAAUUGCCACUUAGUCUGAAAUCUUUUAAAAUAUAAUUUAUACAUUUUAAUAAACCGGCCAGAAUGUUUUAUAUUAAUAUUCUAACUGUUUAAAGUGCUUUUGUAAAUCAUAGUCAGUGUUUUAUUCUAUAUUUAUUAAUGCAAAAUUUUCUCAGGUGAUAUUAUAUACUAUUUCUUAUGUACAAUCAUAGGUAACCAAGGUUGGAUUGGCAAAUAUGUGCCAAGUCGAAAGUAUGUGUCAUCCUGCUGUCGUAAGGAUUUAUUCCAAGCAUGCAGUCUUGCAAAAAGAUGCUGUACAAUACACACAUGGCUCAACAACUUAAAACCUUUAAAAAAGGUCAUUUGUUUAGUGAACGUGGUGAAAGAGUAGUGUUGUGUCGCUUACUCAAUUAUCCAAAGAUCUUGCUUAUAUCCUGUGGAAACAAAAUGAAAAUGUCAAAUCAAAUCAUAUUUAUGCAAUAAGAUUCUAGAUUUUCACAUAUUUCACAUUGUAAUGUGUCUCGUUAUUUUUAUUUUCAGAUCUAAACUCAAGUUUGUCAGAUUCAAGUGUAAACCAAUCAUUUGAGAGUAAUGGGACGGCCAAUGAAGGUAAAAUUUUACAUUACGUUAACCGUUUGAAUCCUAUGAAACAAAAACAUAAGUGUAAUGUACAGUUACUUUUUAAAAAAAUUUUAACUUAUUUUUUUAGUAAUUUAAAGUGGAAAUUGGUGGAAUUCAAAAUUAGCUAAACUGGACGCAUAGAUGACUUGGAGAAUUUUUCAGGUUUUACUAUUUUGGCCUUAGAGGAGCACUAUAAUGCCAGGAAAACAAACUCCUUUUCCUGGCACUAUAGGGUUAUUAAGUUCCCCCCAUGCUCAUGGCCCCCCUCCCGCUGGGCUGAAUGGGUUAAACCCCCUUCAGCCACUUACCUUUUUCUAGCACCGGACUCCCUCGACACUGGGGAACUCUCCUCCUCCUGCCGACGUCAGCGCUGAAUGCGCACACGCAUUUAAAUUGCCCACUUGAAAGCAUUACUCAAUGCUUUCCUAUGGACGUCCAUCGUCUUCUCACUGUAAUUUUCACAGUGAGAAUCGCCGAAGUGCCUCUAGCGGCUGCCAUUGAGCUGAAGUGGUCUGGGUGACCAUAGUGGUCCUUUAAAUGCUAAAUUCACUUCAAAUUCGCUUUGAAUUCCAAACAAUUCACACAUUAGUGAAUAACCCUGAGAGUAAAUCUGUUGAAAAAGUAAAAUCAGUGCUGAAAAAAUAUCUUGGUGUACUCCCCCUAAAAACAUUUAUUUCUAUACCUUCUGCACUUCAAAUUGACCCUGCAUAUACGGCACCUAGACUGACCAAAUGUUGUCCUAAUUUGUACUGUGGGGAUGUUCAUUAUAUGCAAAGAUUGGUCUUUACCUACAGAAGCAACAGAGGAGGUCUGGUGAAAAAUUGAACUGGGAGACAUGAUAUAGACACUAAAAUUGCUUCCUUAAGCUAACGUUGUUUUGGUGCUUAGAGUAUUUCUUUAAGCAUUUGUCAUAAUGAUACUUUAUGAGGUGCAUGGAUGUAGCUAAGACCUAUUACCUUAUGUGUCCCUUUAUUUCCCCCUCUAUUUAUAUGUAUCUGGGACACAUUUAUCUUCUUAAGAUACAAUGUGGUUACUUACUCAGCAUUGUGGAAAUGCAAAACUUAUGUGUAAUUUGGAUUUAUGAAAACAGUAAAAAUCACCAACUCAUUUGUUUUUAUAUAAGUUUGCAGUCCUUUCAAUUUGCUUCUUGCGCAACUGACAUGAGAAAUGUUUGUGUAAUUAUUUUGGUAAAAAAAAACUUGUCUACUUUUUCAAAAGUCCCCGAAAAAAAUCAGCUGACCUAAAUUGACCGUGUUAAACCAUCAUGCUCACAAAGCUGAUUCAUAAUAUCCCGUCAUGUGAUGUGUAAAAGAAGCUUUAAAUCUCCCUUUUAAAUAUUUUCACUUUAUACCAUAUUUCUUCACAAUGUUUAACCCUUUCAUGGCAAGGCAAAGUCCUUAUGCUACAUCUACACUGUCAAGUCAUUUGUCACGAUUGGUUAAAUAUCUUUUCUACUUCUCCCCUUAUAUACCCGUUUUCCUACAAGUUUUAUCACAGUUUACUUAAUAUAUAUUAAAAUACAUAUAUAUAACUUAGUCUAUCCACAUUAUCCACAUCUGUAAAACUUUUUAUAAUUUCCUCAAAUAUUAUUGGACAGUUUGUAUUCUUGAACAAACUGCUGUAGGUGGUGUUAUACAUCCAGCAGCAGAGGGGUUACACUUUGUUUGUACAGCAUUCCCAAUUUUAAUUGGGCUGUAUGUGGUGAUCUCCCAAGCCAUGUAUGGAAUUUGGACUUCAAAGGAAAAAGUAAAUGCAGUAUGAGCCUUUCUGGACUUUUAGUAAGGUUGUUAUGGUGUUUAUAGCGACCCUUUAAUCGUUACUUCAACAAAAAACAAAAAUGUUUUAGGAAAACACUGUUUUUGGUCAGAGUAACCCUUCCUAUUCUUAUCCCUCCCAAAAAACAAAAAAAAAAAUAGCUAAAAUUCACUUCUCUAUGCAGUGCCAAGACCAAGUUCUCCCUCUGCCUUAUCUCCUGGGAGGGACAAAUGUCAGUGAUUGGAGUAACCCUGUAGGCUUUCAAUGUGGUUUAUCAUAGCUGCACUUAGACAAACACAAUAUUGCAAGUUGUAUUAACAUGUAUAGCUUGGAGGAAAGACGAGACAGGGGGGAUAUGAUAGAAACAUUUAAAUAUAUAAAGGGAAUCAACACAGUAAAGGAGGAGACUAUAUUUAAAAGAAGAAAAACUACCACAACAAGAGGACAUAGUCUUAAAUUAGAGGGACAAAGGUUUAAAAAUAAUAUCAGGAAGUAUUACUUUACUGAGAGGGUAGUGGAUGCAUGGAAUAGCCUUCCAGCUGAAGUGGUAGAGGUUAACACAGUAAAGGAGUUUAAGCAUGCGUGGGAUAGGCAUAAGGCUAUCCUAACUAUAAGAUAAGGCCAGGGACUAAUGAAAGUAUUUAGAAAAUUGGGCAGACUAGAUGGGCCGAAUGGUUCUUAUCUGCCGUCACUUUCUAUGUUUCUAUGUUUAAAGCUAGCAGAGAAACAGUUAUAGUAUCCGCAUAGUUCUAAUCAUGGCCAUCCGUAAUCUGGAGCACUAUUAAAUGACUCACCUUUUUCAUGCAAGGGUUACACUGUAGGUGUGAUGAUUUCAACUCAUCAUCUCAAAACCCAUUUAACUCAUCGGAGGAUAAUGUCAACGCACACUUAAGCAUGACCGCAUUAGCGUAGGUGACAAGUGUUCUACCAUUAGAUCGAGUCUCAUUCUUAUGACCUAUUUAGUUUUAGGCAAGUUCACAAAUUAAUCUUGGUGGACACUUUUUUUUUAAUUCUAGUAUUCUAGUAGACUACGAUACAUGGCAAGAAGGAUUUUUUCCCCCCAUAAGAGAAAUUUUCAACAUUUAGCUCACAUUGAUUUUAAGGGGCAUUUCUAACCUCCUGAGAAAUACGUUAUAAGGAUAUAUUUUUAUUUUAUAGAGUUAUGCUUAACUCAAGAAAAGGUUUUGUAUUAUUGCGAUAUAUUGCUAAAGUGGAACUUUUACUUAUGCUGCAUUUCCUUGUAGUAGGAGACUUUGCCAGUCCAUAACACCACUGGCACACUCUCUCGCAUGAUUUGGCAUCUAUGCAGACAUGCAGUAUGACAGCAUGCAUAUCCUGCAAUUUGUUCAGCAGUGCAGUACAUGCUCGUGUUCCAUAUAUAUGGUAGACUUGUGGCGAAAGGAUUCGGUUCAGCUGAAACUAUUUAUCCAAAAAUAGAAGAUUUUUUCGUGACCCACAAAUUUCGGUCGAAUCUGGAAACCAAAUCAGAAGUACAAUAGAGUGUGAAAAUGGACCAAUCAGUGUGCUACAAAAUAUAUAGAUAAUAUCAGAUUAUGCAGUACACUGAUAGAAGCAAUUUCCCACAAUUUGCUUCACAGAUCAAUUGAGAAAAAGUAUCUAACAGUGGGGAAAUAACAGGAUGAUCAGUAAAAGUACCAAAAACAACUCUAUGUAUUCUAAUUACAUAUAAUAAUUAAAUAUCUAAUACAUAACUGUCCCUCAUUCAAUAAGAGGCAUCCAAUGUGUCUAAAUACAAUAAAAAAAUAUAUAAUAGUUAUUAAGCUCAUCUUAUACAGAGAAUUAAAAUCCUGGUCUGAAGGUAACAGGUAUAGAGUCAAUAGUGAGGGCAUGGCAUCUCCCCAAUAAAGAUUCCUGAGGCUUCAGAGGACUUUUAAAAUACUACAAAUUUUAUUUUACAAAAGAAAAAUUUUAAAAAAUAAACUAUAAAAUAUGUAAACACUGCACACUUAUGCAAAAAGAAAUAUAAAAACGCCCCAAAAUCAGGAUGCGUUUCACUCCUUCCUGAGCUUCUUCAGUCAGCUAUACAGGGCUAAAUUUCUGGCAAAUGGAACACACACACACACUCACACCCUUCCCUUCUCUACCACCCCCUAUUUAGAUGCAUCCAUUCCACUAACUGUAUGUAUAGAAUAUCAAUUUGAUACAUUUUAUGUCAGCAAUUGCACUGUUCCCAAUGAAUUGGACUGCACACACAAAGCAGAGGGAUAUUUAAUAGUGACUUGCAAACUUGGUUGGCGACCAGUAGUAGAUCAAGUGUAUAACAAUUAAAAACUGUCCAGGCUCUCAAGGGGUGAAAUCGGAGCUUGAGAAAGUCUCUGUCUGUGGAUGAAACAUUGCCUCUGUUUCCAAUAAAAAUCUGCCUUUGGAGUUAACCCUUUGAGUGCCUGUACAGCAAUCAGUGGGUCGAUGGUUAUAUUUUUGUAUAUUAAGCACUGCAAUGAACAUUGAUUUUUUUUACUUUCAAUGUAGAUGAGGACACAGACAUGGCGCCUGAGAUCACCCUCCGAAAUUAUCAGAUGGAAGUGGCCCAACCUGCACUGGAAGGGAAGAAUAUUAUUAUCUGCCUUCCUACAGGAAGUGGUAAAACCAGAGUAGCUGUGUACAUUACCCGACAACAUCUGAACAGACGAAAAGCACAAAACCUCCCUUUUAAAGCUAUUGUGCUUGUCAACAAGGUAUGUACAAAGUUGGACUUUUUGGGGUGGGUGACAGUGAAGCGGUAGUUGGAGAUUUCUCCAGUUUAGCUAUUUUGACCUAAAUUGUAUGACCUAAUUUUCCACAUUUGGUCAUGUGAUAUAUUAAAAAGUAAUUAAUUAUUGGCUGACAUUUGGUUAGCUGUUAAAAUUUUGAGAUGGGCUUGUUUAUGUGACUAACCAAAAAUAUCCAAAAUACAACAGAAUAGCUGCCAAAUCCCCAUAAUUUGUGUUAUCUAUCUCCCCAGAUAAAUUAUUUUCCCCAUCAUCUCAGGUCAUCCUAAUACCACCUCCAUCCCCCUAGAUCCUAUAAUGACAGCCAAAUCUAAAUCCCCCAACAAAACUGACUCUUACUUGAGCUGCAUAUCUGUAAAAAAUCUGGCUAUUCAUUACAGUUUGACUGCUGGUCAGCUAGGACUAUGUUUAGAUGAGUCUCAUUGCUACAAUGAGAUCCAUUUGUAAAUAGCAGGUACCUAUUUGGUUCAACACAGUUUCCACUCUGGUGAUAGUGAUUCGGUAUUUAUAGUGACCCUCUCAAUAAUGACCCUAUUUAACAUUUUGAAGAGAAUUUGACAUUAAAAUGACCAAACUUGCCAUAGCAAAACUGGAAUUGACACCACUGUCAUUAAUGUCUUCAUUUGUUUAUUGCUACAAAAUAAACACUAACAUUAUCUAAAUGGGGGCUGUGGAGUGUGUGGAUAUAAGGGAAGUAGUGUAGAGGAUGUAGUGUGUGUACAGAGGAUGUGGUGUGAUUUUUAGGAAUGCAGUGUAUGUGUGUAGGCAAUGUAAUGUGUGUGUGUGUGUUUAUGGAAUGUAAGGGAUGUAGUGUGUGAAUGUUAGGAAGGAAAUAUGUGUGUAUAUAAAGUGCAUGCAGCAGGUGUGUAAAGGUGGUGUAGUGUACGUGUUUGUGUGUGUGAAUAGGGAGAUUUUUUUUAUUUUUAUUAAAAAAAAUUUGUUUGAGUUUAUUCCCCCCUCCGUGUUUGUUACCUCUGAUGAGGGAGGGGGUACAUGCUAAUCCCUGGUGGUACACCAAACUGCACCUCUGUUAGGUGCAGACUAAGUAUAGAGUAAAAUAUUCUGGUAUGCUUAAUGCAACACACAGGGAUGAGGGAGUCGGACCGAUGGUAUACUGCUCAAACUGAAUACAAAUAGGGAUUCACCAAAAACCUAUCGGUAAAUGUCAUAGAGAAUAACACCUUGAAUGUGGUAUGUGUUCCAGGAGACUAAGUAUACUCUUCUCAUGAGCCAAAGGAACACUCUGAAUGGCCAGAGAUCAUGGGAGAGAAAUACUCUCAGUAUACACCCAAGAUUACAGCUGUUUGUAUAUGUAUGUAUGUAUAUAUAUAUAUAUAUAUAUAUAUAUAUAUGUGUGUGUGUGUGUGCUUGUGUAUAUAUAUAUAUAUAUAUAUAAUUUCUUAAGAGUUAUUAAUUUUUCUUUAGUUUUAAUUGUUGUUGUAUAUAUACAACAAUCCUGUAUUUAUUUCUGUACUUUAAUUCAGGUACCAUUAGUAGAUCAGCAUUUCCGCCGGGAAUUCAAUCCAUACUUAAAGGACCAAUAUAGGAUCACUAAAAUAAGUGGGGAUUCUGCUCAAAAGAAAUCGUUUCUUAAUGUCAUCAUGCGUUAUGAUGUCAUUAUAUGCACUGCUCAGAUCUUGGAAAACUCCCUCAUUCAGGCAGCAGAAGGUGAAGAAGAUGGUGUCAAACUGUCAGGUAGGGUUCUGUUUGCUGAAUGAUUUGCUGACAGUAUAUUUAUUGCUUUCAAGAUCACCUUUCUUAAUAAUUUUAUGAUCAUUCUUAUUUAAAAAAAAAAAAAAAAAACAUCUUUACUUCCCAUUCAGCUCCUUAAGAAUCAUAAUGUCACAUUACUCAACUGGUAACCACAUAAUGACCAAGUUACCCCAGGUUACCCCUAGUGCCAAAUCAGAACCAUAUAGCAAAUCAGUGUAAGAAUGGAAUAAAAUCAGAUUCUGGUAUGAAAGAGUAUAACGAUACAAAAUUAAUUAAAUAAUAAUAAUAACAAUAAUAAUAAUAAUAUAUAUAUAUUCCAAUUUUUGCUAUUAAAUAAGAGCAGUCUCAGUCCUCAGUGGAUAAGUAUUAAAAAUUAGAUACAAAAUGGUCAAAAAAGACUGUUGCACAAAGUGUCCAAAUGUAUCAGCCUGUAUCAGAAGGCUCCUGCUAUAAACACAGCUAGAGUCAAUCUGCUAGUAGACUGUAAUAAUAUCCUACUAACAAACAGCUUCCUCAACAAUUCCACACAAUAGUACAGAUAUCUUCAGAAUAAAUAAUAAUUUAAUACCACUCAGAAAGGUCUAAAGCCACUAUAGAACAGCAACAAUCCAUAAAACAAAAGAACAGAGAGCCAUAGUGCUCACUGUAUUCGAAAAUUUAUUACAUAUACUGUGAUUAAAAACACUCACAUUUGCAUAUUGAAUUUGAGCGUGUAGUAGAAUUUCAGAGAAAAACCUUUCAAUAAAAUAGUUCACAGUCCUUACACUUCUUAACUCCGGCGGGGAGGUAAGUCGGGGUGGAGACCAUGGUCGGGACGCCCAGUGCGUUCCAUCGAUCUUCUUUCCUGAGUUCCUGUAGCUUGGUAUCACAACAAAUUUUAUGACAGAUGCCAUAAAGCCGGUUCACUUAAUCAGAGGCUUGCAUUUGUAUCAAGACUCUGGGUUUAAAUAGCCCUAAGGAUUAUUGCAGUUUGUGCUGUUGCCGGUGCAACGACUUUUGGGUUGAAGAUACAUUUUUCCGCCUUCCCCCCCACCCCACCAAAAAAAAAUAACAUCUUCAUCUGUGUGCCUCUUAACCUCCCUUUUGUGUUUCUUAUCCCCUCUUUUAAAUGUCUCACUCCCUUUAGUGUAUCUUAUCUCAUAUUUUUCCCCAUUGUGUGUCUUACACCUCCCUUGGGUGUCUCUUAUCUCCCCUCUUUGUAUGACUCUUACAUCCUCUCACAUUUUGUGUGUCUUACUCCUCCCAGCCCCUACGUGUGACUCUUUCUCUCCCAGCCCAUCUGUGUCCCCCACAGCCCCACUGUGUGCCUUUUUUUACCUUCUCAAGCCCUGCUGUGUUUCUUUCACAUCCAGCCUCUCUCCCUUCCACAUCCCUUAGUGGUCCCCUCCCUUCCCUGUCCCUUAAUGUUACUCUUCUUGAGAUCUCCUUGAGAUUCCUCGUGGAAUAUCUAACAGAUUGAUACUGAGAGAUAAGACGUUUUAAAAUAAAUUAAAAGACAGUUUUUUUUACAGGGGGAUUGCCUGAGUUGGCUGUAUGGUGAGCCAUGUACUCACUUUGCAGUGGCUAUCAAGCAAAACACAGGGGGGGGGACAAAAAACGAAUUAAAAUAAAAAAAAAAAUUCUCACUGCUACAGUAUUAAAUCCCUCCUCCUUUCCCUGUCCCUUAGUAUUUCUCUCCUCUCUGUCCCUUAGUGCACCCUCCACCCCCUUAGUGGUCCCCUCCCCUUCCUGGUGUGCCUCCUACCUCUCUUGUAGCAUGGCUGAGCCUGAUCCUGCUACAGGAGCUUCCGUUUCCUGUACCCUACCGGUCUGGGAGGAAGUGCUCUAUCAAUGAGCACUUUCUGUCAGUCCGGCCGGGACCAGGAAAUGGAAGCUCCUGCACUGCGUGCCGCUCCGCUCGGCUACGCUACACUCAGUGGUGUAUACACACUGACAGUCAAACACACACAAUGAUAAACACACUGACUUCACUUACAGACAGAGACACGCUCAUCUGACACACUCAUUCAUUGACAGACACACACAUGCACACUAACAGACACACAAACACUAACAGACACACAGUAAGCAAUAGGCAGUAAGUCUGAGGAUCUGAGGAAGUGUAACUUAUUUUUUAUUCAUCUUUUUCCUUUGUGUAUUCUUUAUUUUCAUUUUUACAUAGUGUAACACAGACUCUCACUGAUUUGACAGACACUCACAAACACACACUGACAGGCACACACACACUCAUACACAUGCACACACACACACACACACACACACAUACACACACACUCAUACAAUCACACAUGAUUAAUAUUAAUAUAAUUUUAAAUUUUCCUCCCUACCUGGAGAGCUGGCGUGGAUCUGUCCCUGUGAUCCAAUGGGGCUGCUGGGAGGCAUGCGGCUGUGGUAGAAUCAAAGGCGAUGAAAGAGCUGUGAUCUCGCUGCUCUGUUCCCUCGCAUCUUGCUGGCUGUCCACUUAUGCUGGGAGCCGGAAUAUGACCGUCCAGCAGAGCAGGGAGAUCAGAGCUCCCUCGCCGCCUUGGAUGCCAGUACAGCUGCACGCCGUGCCGGUGGGUCCAGAAGGUGGCCUUCCCUCCUGCCGGUCACUGAAAUCUUGUGCCCCCAGAGCCGGUGUGCUCUUAAGUGGCCGCCUGUGCCGCCUUAUAGAUGCGCUGGCCCUGGCUGUUAACCCUUAAUUGAUUGCUUGGUAAUGUAUGAAAUAAUACCACUUGGAUCUGAUUAAUACUCACAUUAAAGAAUAACUAAAGAAAAAAAAAACUAUUACUAUUUUUAAAUUUAUUUUUAUAGGGCUAUGGCUCAUGCAUUCAAAAUAAAGAUGACUGAUAUUGUUAACAUUACAGAUUUCUCACUGAUUAUCAUUGAUGAAUGCCAUCACACAAAACAGGAUGCCGUUUACAACAAUAUAAUGUUACGCUAUGUAAAAAUGAAAAUAAAGAAUACACAAAGGAAGAAGAUGAAUAAAAAAGAAGCUACACUUCCUCAGAUCCUCGGACUUACUGCUUCUCCAGGAGUUGGAGGAGCAGCAGACCGUAAAAAAGCCGAAGAGCAUAUUUUGAAAGUAAGUCUCUUAGCCAAAAUGUUCUUACUUAAAGCCUGUAAUCGGUGGUCCCUUGAAUGAUAGUUAGGGGGUUGCAUGACUGGCAGCAGAUAGAUUUAGAUUUUUGGGGUGUACAUUUUUGGAAAUGCAUUUAAGAAAAAUACAUGCUAACAAAUGUACAGCAAUGCUUAAAGGAACACUAGAGUGUCAGAAAUACAAACGUAUUCCUGAUACUAUAGUCCUGAAGUGGCUGUGUAGGUGUCUGGCACACCUCCGAUCUCAGUAUAAAGGUGAUUUUACUUACCUUUUCUCCCUUGCAGCACCAGUCUCAUUGCAGCUGGCUCCUCCUUCUUGGCUUGAUGAUCUCAGCCAAUCCAAUGCUUUCCCAUAGGAAAGCUUUGGGAAGCUAUUGCGCAUGCACGGCAAUAUGUUGCUCUGUUCCAGUCAGCAUCUCUUCAUAGAGAUACAUUGAAUCAAAGCAUCACUAUGAGGAACAUUCAGCAUCUCCACUCAGAGCUACAUGCUGUGCAGCACUGGACUAGGAAGCACCUCUACUGGCUUUAUGAGUAGUGUUGCUACGCAACAAUGUAAACACCGCCUUUUCCUUGAAAUGCCUGCAGGAACAGGCUACAGACAUCAGAACCACUACAUUAAGCUUUAGUGCUUCUGGUGACUAUAGUGUCUCCUUAAACAUGAAUCUAGAAAAUAAAAUAAACUUUUGGGGAAUUAAAAUGUAUACUGAACUCACCUAUUUUCUUGUAUUGCUCAGAAGAUAUGCAUUGAAUUGCAAACUGUAAUCUUCCAUUAGUUCCUUCUCAGGUGACCAGUUUCUGGUUACUAAAUUAAAUGACAUGAAAUGUAGUUCUGUUCUGUUCUCAUAGUAAAAGAAGGAAGAACCAUGUUUAAGUUUAACUUUAUUUCUUUCUCCCCUUACCGCCCUUUUAGAGCAUUAGUAUGAAUGGCAAGUAAGUCUUUAUCUGUGUCUUUGUAUCCAUUUUCUAUUUCACAUGAAAGCUAUUUAUAUUUUGGUAUUACUGUCCAUUUAAAGGGAGAAUCACUACAGCUUAAAACAGCAAUGUAAAUGUUGCCUUUUCAUAGAACAUGCAGUGUUUACAUUGGUGCCUAGUAACACCUCUGGUCACACAGCCACUGGAGGGACUUUCUGGGUUCAUUCUUGCCAUUUCUGCAGGACCUAUGUUCAGCGUUUGCACGCUCUGCAUCGAGUCACUGAACUCUCUCAAUGCAGCUCUAUGAGGAGAUGCUGAUUGGCCCAGUGCUGUGCUUUAUGCAAUACCCUCCCAAUGUUUUCCAUGGGAAUGCAUUGGAUUGGCUGAGAUCAUUAAGAUUGUUGUAUCUCAGCCAAGGAGGAGGAGCCAGUUGUAGUGAGACCAUCACAGCAAUGGAGUUAAGGUAAGUAAGGUACCUUUUACUGAGAGCUGCAGCUGAUUUUUAUCAAGUGAGUGAGCACUAAAUACUGAAAUAUAAAACAAUACUGAGUGAUAAACCCAGUGCCUUUGUAGCAAAUAAGCGAAGAACAGUGGAAUCAAAAGCAUUAAGCAUUCAGGCUAUUAAAGGGAUACUUGUAGCACCAAAACAACUUGGCUUAAAGGGACACUCCAGACUCCGAGACCACUCCUACCCAUUGGAGUGGUCUGGGUGCCAACUCCCACUACCCUUAACCCUGCAAGUGUAAUUAUAGCAGUUUUUCAUAAACUGCACUAAUUGCCUAACAGGGUUAAGUCCUCCACUAGUGGCUGUCUAUAAGACAGCCACUAGAGGAGCUUCCGUGUCCUUAAAACACUUUUAGUGCUUUAAGAGAUACUGGACGUCCUCACGUAAUGCAUGAGGACCUCCUUUCCUAUGGGACGGUGUAAUGCACGUGCGUGACAAUUGCCACGCAUGUGCAUUAGGUCUCCCCCGCCGGCUGACGUUGGCAGGGUAGGAGAGUUGGCGCUGGAUUCAGGUAAGUCACUAAAGAGGUUUUAACCCCCUCAGCAACCUGGGAUGGGAGGUGGGAGGGACACGGGACCUGCAGUGACAGGAAAACGGUUUGUUUUCCUGGCACUGAAGAGUUCCUUUAAUGAAUUAACUUUGCUGUUUCGAUCAUGCCCCUUCAGUUUUACUGCUCUGCUAUUUAUUAGGUCAAUCAUGUUGUCUCUGACUAUUAUUAUUAUUUAUAUAUUCAGCGCUGGACACAUCUCCCAUAGUUGUAACUCCCCCACACUAAAUGAAAAAAAAAAAUUCAACAUUUUUUAACUUACAGUAAAGCAUGUUUGUUUAUUUCAGACAGUACUGUCUCCUGCUCUGUUAAUUAAAAUGUAAUCAUGUACAGGAGCUUGCUGAAGUCUGUAUCAGACAAUUAACAGAACUUGAGAUAAGAAACUUCCUUUAUUGCACAGUGUGUUUAUAAAUGCCCUGUGCAAAAAGGGACAUUUAAAAAUUAAAGUGACACUAUAGUCACCAGAACAAUUACAGCUUAAUGCAGUUGUUCUGGUGAGUGUAGUCAGCCUCUGCAGGUUUUUUGGUGUGAACACAGUCUUUUCAAAGAUAAGGCAGAGUUUACAGUACAUCCUAGGGGGACACCUCCAAUGGCCAGUCCUUACUUAUAGAGGUGCUUCCUGUGGCAGUGCUGGCAUGGAGACUCUGAAUUUCCCCGUAGAGAUGCAGCGAUUCAAUUAAUCUCUAUGAGGAGGUGCUGAUUGGCCAGGGUGGCAUUUGGCUCUGCCCCAGCCCACCUCCUUGGCUGAGAUCAUUAGAAUUGAUGAUCUUAGCCAAUCCACUGCUUUAUUUCCUAAAAAAGGUAAUUUUUUACUAUAUAUUUAGGGAGGGAGUGAGGGCAGGGGUCUGAUAGUGUUUUACCACUAUAGGGCUAGGAAUUCAUGUUUGUGUUCCUGACCCAAUAGUGUUCCUUUAAGCCUUUACACAGUAAGAGGGGCUGCGUGCGUUACAGUCAGGGGACAUGGUGCUAGGGCACAUAAACAAAGUGCUUUAACUCCUAAAUGGCAUAGAAUUUGAGCAGUUGGAUUGCAGUGGCAUGAUCUAUAUACUAAAACCACUACAUUAAGCUAAAAUUGUUUUGGUGCUUCGGGUGUCCAUUUAAUGUAAAGGUAUUAAUGAUAGUAAUUAUAAUUGCUUCACUUAUUGAUGUAGAAAACCUAUUGGAAAUUAACAUUUUAGAAUCAAGUCUUUCUCUGCAUAUGGUAAAGAAAAGUAUAAAUUUUAAAAUGCAUUGUCUUUCGCAUAUUGCAUUCUAUUAAUCCAUGUAAUACAUGGCUUAGAACAAAGUCAAGCUAAAACUGUCUUGAUAUCACACCAGAUAUGUGCCAACCUUGAUGCAGACAACAUCAUGACCGUUAAGGAAAAUAUGAGUCAACUACAGAAUCAAGUGAAAGAACCAUACAAGAAAGUUGAUAUUGCAGACGAUAAGAGAAAGGUUUGUUGUGUGUCUUAAAUAUAACCCAGUUCUCCUACGGACCUCUGGAUAAUGAUGGCAUUUGUUGAGUGCAGUGUAUGGUGUAAUUACGUGAUGUCUUUUUUGCUUUCUUUUCCUACAACCUAGGAUUUUUUCUCUGUCACAAUCACAUAUCUUUCUAAUAUUUGAAUUGUGCUUUAAACAUUUGAUGUGCUUCUUUGUAUAACUGCUCGUUUACAUUUGUAAAACUAUCGUGCUUGCAGAAUCCAUUUGGUGAAAAAAUUAAAGAAAUGAUGGAAAAGAUUCAAAACUAUGGUAAACUAACCCCAGCAUCUGAAUUUGGAAGUCAAUCUUAUGAACAGUGGGUCAUUCAAAAGGACAAAUCAGGUACAGUAUGCACUAUAAAACAUUAGAAUUCCUACAAUGUAUAGUUAUUUUUUGCUAGGAGUACGCAGCUGAUAGCAUGGUUGUCAACUGAUCUGGCAAAAUUGAAAUGUCAUUUGGAGAUUCAGGAGAUGCUCGGGUAUUUCAUUAGUGAGAAUUUACUUUAAAGAGAUACCAUAGUCACCAAAACAACUUUAUUAUUAAUUAUUGAAGCAGUUUUGGUGUAUAGAUUUUGUCCUGCAGUGUCACUGCUCAAUUCUCAGCCAUUUAGGAGUUACAUAAUUUUGUUUAUGCAGCCCUAGUCACACCUCCCUGCAUGUGACUUACACAGCCUUCCUAAACACUUCCUGUAAAGUCAUCUAAUGCUUACACUUCCUUUAUUGCAUAUUCUGUUUAAUUUAGACUUUUUUAUAACCUGCUCUGUUAAUAGUUUGCUAGAUCCUACAGAAGCCUCCUGUGUGUGAUUACAGUUCAAGUUACAGAGCAGGAGAUAAAAAUGAAUGAAUGAAUCCAUUUUGUUUUCUUGCAGGCUGUGUCAAUCACAGCCAGGGGAGGUGUGUCUAGGGUUGCAUAAACAGAAAAAAAGUGAUUUAACUCCUAAAUGGCAGAGAAUUGAGCAGUGAAACUGCAGGGUCAUAUACACUAUUCCAGGGGUAGACAAACUUUGGCACUCCAGAUAUUGCAGACUACAUCUCCCAGAAUGCUCUUACAGAAUAUUGCUGUCAGAGCAUUAUGGGAGAUGUGGUCCACUACAUCUAGAGUUCUGAAGGUUGCCUACCCAUGCUCUGUUGUUUGGGGCACAAGUUAAAAUGGCAGAGAUUAUAGAAAAAAACAAUGUCUCAAAGUGGGAUGGAAUUUAACAAAAAUGAUGUUUAAUUCAAAGUAGGAAGAGUGGAAGAAAAUGUAUACAUAUUUAUGUUUUUGUAGCAUCCUCAAGAAAUGUUACUCUAGAUAAGAACGUACUCUGCUUUUUGGAAAUGUCCCUAUGACAGACUGCGGGCUUUGCUAAUAUUCACAUUCCACAUUGUGGACCUGGCCAUAAUUAGCAAUUUUCACACUAAAAGAUCAGUUGGGAUGUAUAAACUAAGUAAGUUGAUUAGUACUUAAAGACCUGUCGUACUUUUAUUAUAACGUCCCCUGGAUGUUGGGCAAAAGCAUCAUCCCCAGGGUGUACUUGGAAACCAGAGUAAUCUGAAUGUACAUUUCCUGGUUAAAUACUUUGUUAUUAUUUUUUCAGCUGCUAAGGAAGGGAAUUGUAAGGAACACGUUUGUGCAGUGCAUCUAAAGAAAUAUAAUGACGCCCUGAUGAUUAAUGACACAAUCAGGAUGACUGAUGCUUUGACUCAUCUAACUAAAUUUUACAAUGAAGAGAGGAAGAAGAAAGCUCUGUUAGAUGAGGAAAAUGAAGGGACACCUGCUUCCAGUUUGAAUGAAGCAGAUAAUUUCUUAAUCGAAUUAUUUUACAGUAAGUGCUUACAAAUGUUAUAUACACAACAUAUUUGACUUUUUAAUUGUCCAUUCUUACCUAAGUUCUUAACAAAAUUAGGAAAAAAUUUUCUUGGCAUUCUAAUCAUGGCAAAUCCUUUUUUUUUUCAACAUGCUUAUGUCCUGUUCUCGUAUGUACAAACUGGACCAUAAAAAAUAAUUAUAUUUCAUUUUCUCUUUUCAUUAUCUUCAAGCAUAAAAAAAUUGCAUAAUUUAGCAUAUGCAUUAUUUGCUAUUUCAAUGAAUACUAAAAAUAAAAAAAAAGGUAUCACUAAUGUGUCAAAUCAUACUUAUCAAAUAAUAUUUAUCUUUGACCCAGCUCUUGAGCUGGAAGAAUGCCUGUUUUGAAUAAAGAAAUUAAAAUUACAUAUAAAUAAAAAGAUUAGAAAUUUUAUAUUCAAAUUUAUUCCAAGCUGAUGAUUCAUAGAUAUGUUCAGUAAAUAUUAGAACUCUUUAAUGUGCUUCUGUGUGUUUGGUCGCUGGCUCCUUCCUCUAUAUUUGUGCAUCUAAUUUAUCUCAGGAUUAUAUUAUUUGCAUUCCUUACCUAAAAUAUUUGAUUGUGAGUUGAACAAUAUUGCCUUCUAAUGAUUUAUUUUGUCUAUUUUUUUACAUUCUUUAAUGUCUAACUUAUUACUGCUGUGUCCAGUGUCAAAAAAAUCAACACUUAUUAAUUACAUAAUUUUUCCAUGUAUUUGUCUUAUCCAAAUAUGUUUCCAAUUACAAAUCAUUUUGGUAGGGGGACACUUCUAUUUUUUUAUGUGCAAGAUAAAAAAAAAAAAAAAGAUAUAUAUUUGUUGACUGUCCAUGCAGAGCAUAACAAAGAGCUGAAAAAGAUGUCCGAGAUACCAGAGUAUGAGAAUAAGAAGCUUAUCUCCCUCAGAAGGUCGAUCAUGGAGGAAUUCACCAAAAACAGAAGCUCAAGAGGAAUUAUUUUCACAAAAACUCGUCAAAGUGCUGUAGCUUUGUGUGAGUGGAUCAGUUCGAAUGAGAAAUUUAAAGACGUUGGUGUGCGACCCCAUUACCUGAUUGGUGCUGGGCACAAUAGCGAUUUCAAGGCCAUGACUCAGGUAUGGAUAAUAAAAAACAAAAUCAAAUGCAGCACAAAUAAUUAUUUUUAGUUAAAUCAAAUGGGAGAACUUAAAGGUUUUCUCCAACCACCAUAACCACCUCAGUGAUUUGAAGUGAUCAUGGUGGCGGGAGUGGAUGUGCUAUGUUUCUUCUGCACCCCCAGCACACAUGACUUCCAGGCUGCUUAAUGUCAGUUCUGUGCACACAGCAUCUGCAAAGUAAUGAUAGACUUCCCAUCCCACUGUAUACUCGCUCCCAACUCCCUCCGUUGCACACAGGUCUUUUUGUUUUGUUUUUUUAAAACGCUCUCUCCCCCUUCUUACUCACCCCCCUCACCAGCUCAUAGCACACGCAUGCCAUCUGAGCUUGCAAAAUGGCCCAAUUACAGGCCUCUCUAUGAGAAGCUUGUGUUUGGAUCAUGCAACGCCUAUGUGACGUUAGUUGGACGUGUAGAAGUUGCCUUGCCCUGGAUUCCAGUAGUAAAAUAUCUUUUUUUUGCAGCUUGUUCUGCAAACAGAGGGCAGGGGGGAGUUAUUCAUAGUGCCUAAUAAGACAUUUUACACCAAAAAGUUCCCCCUCCUUCAAAGGGUUGAAGUAUCCCUCUAAUACUACAUAUUUAUCUCUAUCGAAAAGCAUUAAUUAGGAACUUGGAUGCCCCUUGGUAGUUGCUUAAAGGUGGGUCAUCUACAAAUACUCUCUGCCCAUCCAUAUAUAAAUACUGCAUUAAAGAAACACUUCGGACUUCAGGUGAUGCUCUUUGUAAUGCAUCAUCUAGCUAUCCCUAUAACAAUAUGCAAAAAAUAAAAUAAAUAUAAUAAGAUACUAAUAAAAUUUAAAUUUACUCAACUUUGCAGUAAAUGCUUUAGUGUUCUCAUCAAACAAGGAAGUGCUUCAUCCAGUCGUUAAGGUCCUGCUGCAUUUAAGUGCCAAUCAUAUGACAUAAAUGUCAGGAUUACAGAAUGAUCCAGCACAUAGAAUUGUGUAACACAGAGGACUGAUAGGUAACGUAUACCGGACCUUAGAAUGGCCGGACUAACGUACCAAAGAAUAGUCAGGAAUAGCCGAGGUCAAGAGAAACAGAAAGAGACACAACAAUAAGGAAAAGCCAGGGGUCAGGGAUGCCAGAAAACAGGGAAGUCAAAAUCAAUGCCAAAGUCAAAUAACCAGAAUAACCAGAAUCAAUAACACGCUCUCGGACAACCACAAGGGAAACCAUGACAGGGCACUGAGCAAGAGGAGAACUGGGCCUAAAUACCCCACCUGUGGUUGUAACCGGCUUUUGACCCCAAAGGCAGUUACCAGGUUCCUAUUGGCAUGAUUGCUGCUCAGCACAAACCCUGCUGUGGAUUGAUUGCUGCUGGACAGUAAUGUUGCUCGGCACGACUUUUCCUGCCAGCACAGUAAAUUCCAUUAAUCACAUUUUUUAUGUGCGGAUGAAUACGUGACAAUAAACAAUUGAACUGCUGAAAUCUUUUUAAAGAUCUAGUUUUUAAAAGAUGUAGUUCAGCUGUUUGUUAAUCUGAUAUAUUAAACAAGUUGUAAAUAUGUGAUUUAUGUGGAGGAAAGACAAGAAGGGGGAUGGGAUAAAAACAUAUAAAUACAUAAAGGGAAUCAACACAGUAAAGGAGGAGACUAUAUUUAAAAGAAGAAAAACUACCACAACAAGAGGACAUAGUCUUAAAUUAGAGGGACAAAGGUUUAAAAAUAAUAUCAGGAAGUAUUACUUUACUGAGAGGGUAGUGGAUGCAUGGAAUAGCCUUCCAGCUGAAGUGGUAACGAUUAACGCAGUGAGGGAGUUAAAACGAGUGGGAUAGACAUAAGGCUAUCCUAGCCAGAAGAUAAGGCCAGGGGCUAAUUAUUAUUAUUAUUAUUUUAUUAUUUAUAUUGCGCCAUCAGAUUACUAAUGAAAGUAUUUAGAAAAUUGGGCAGACUAGAUGGGCCGAAUGGUUUUAUCUGCCGUCACAUUCUAUGUUUCCAAGUAAAGUGGCAAAAUACAUUUUCACAUCAAACUGGAUAAUGUUGUUAAAAAUAACAAAUACGUAUAUAUAUUAUUUUAAUAAGUUAUUAUUAUAUUUGACUAAUUUAUUAUUUUAUUUUAGAAUGAGCAAAAGGAAGUGAUUAAUAAAUUUAGCACUGGAGAUCUUAAUCUUCUACUUGCCACCAGUGUGGCUGAAGAAGGCUUGGAUAUCAAAGAGUGCAACAUCAUCAUUCAAUAUGGAAUGAUCACCAAUGAAAUAGCCAUGGUUCAGGUAUGUUGACUUCCUUCAUAUCUAACAAAGUUCUUUUGCUAAGAUUCACUAAAUGGGCGCAGCUAAAAAUAAUAAGGGAGAGCAACCGUUGACUACAGAAAGAAGCAAAUACCACUCUAUGUUUUAGAGCUGAAGUGGAUUAAAAUUAGAUUUCCUUCUGCUGUUAAACUGCUGAACAAAAUAUAGAUAUUAAGUGUUGUUAAAUUACAGCUCACAAGAUUUUUAAUCAGUCUAAAGUUGCAUGAGAAAACUAAGUUUUAGUUCACCAGCAACCAUAAAUAUUCACUUAUGAAACUACUAAUUAUUAAUAUUAUUAUUUCAAUUAUGAAGUUAAACUGGAGUGAAUUGAUAUAUACCUUAGAGCUCAUUUAGAAAACAAUAUGUGUAUAUUUUCUAAUGUGUUUGCACAACCAGCCAAAUUUAACAAAAUAAAUAAUUGUAGAACAUAUGUAUAUGGUCUGGCAGCAGGAUAAGUUUCCUAAUGGCCAAAUAACCUUUAUCCAAGUGCAACUACUUAAUGGGCCAUAUAUAUCAAAUGAUUGUCAGACAGCUUUAAAAGGUGUUUUUGUGAUAUGUAGAUGAGUGUACCUGAUUCCUUUGAAACUCAGAUAUUCACACAACAUCUUGAAAUAAUUGAUAUACAUUCUGUUUCACCUUUUUUAAUACCUAGGCUCGUGGUCGUGCAAGAGCUGAUGAUAGUACCUAUGUGCUUGUGGAUUCAAGUUCAGCUGGAGCUGUUGAGCGUGAUAGCAUAAAUGAAGAUAAAGAAAAGAUGAUGUACAAAGCUAUUAAAAAAGUGCAAGAAAUGCCUCGUGCUGAUUACUUGGAAAAGGUAAUUUGUAUUUUUUUUUUUUUAAAUGACCAUACCAAAUUACUUUGUUGCAAUAGUGAUACUAUUGUCAACUACAAAGACAUCCUCACGGAAUCCCAUACAGAGGUUAGCACAUGACUGUGCAAAGUUUGCCCCCAUUUCUGUGCCCUGUUUUUGGCGAUAGUAGUUCCCAUUAAAAAGAAAGCAAAAGGCUGUGUCAAUAAAAUAGCUUUAAGUACAGAUUUCCAUUGCUAAAUUUAAAGGACUUGUCCAGUGUAAGAUAUUUUAAUGACCAAAAAUAACUAUAAUAAGCAAGAGAAAUAUGAUAUUGUUAAUAUUAUGUGAUGGAAACAAAAAUAUAAUUAUACUUAAUUGAGAGAUUCUUUUAUUUUUUUAAUAGAAGUUUCAAUAAAUAUAUUGUCCCCAAUUAUAUUACUUGCUACUGACUAUUAAUUAGAUUGUAUUACCUAUGAAUCUUAUCCCUCUCUUGUCUCAACAUUUCUGUUGGUGAAUUAUUCAUUUUACAUUUUUUGUUUGCUUGUUUGUUUACCAUAUUUGAAUAUUAUUGUAUGCAAUAUAAAAAAACAACAAACCUAACAUCUGUAUUAUAUGAUAUAGAAACUAUGAACAAGGAAAGGUUAAAUGAACUUAACAUAGCUUAGAGGAAAGGUGAGACAGGGGAGAUAUGACAGACACAUUUACAUACAUAAAGGGAAUCAACACAGUGAAGGUGGAGACUAUAUUUAAAAGAAGAAAAACUACCACAACAAGAGGGCAUAGUUUUAAAUUAGAGGGGUAAAGGUUUAAAAAUAAUAUCAGGAAGUAUUACUUUACUGAGAGGGUAGUGGAUGCAUGGAAUAGCCUUCCAGCUGAAGUCGUAGAGGUUAACACAGUAAAGGAAUUUAAGCACGCGUGGGAUAUGCAUAAGGCUAUCCUAACUGUAAGAUAAGGCCAGGGACUAAUGAAAGUAUUUAGAAAAUUGGGCAGACUAGAUGGGCUGAAUGGUUCUUAUCUGCCGUCACAUUUUAUGUUUAUAUAAAUAUUUUUUCUUCUAGAUACAAGAGUUUCAAUUUGAAAACAUUAUUGAGAAAAGAGUGAAAAAAAAGAAAAAUAUGCGGAAAGAAUUUAAACAUGAUCCAAAAGUGGUUACAUUCUACUGUAGGAAAUGCAGUAGCCUGGUUUUCUCUGGGAAUGAUAUAUAUGUCAUAGGAAACAUGCACCAUGUCAUUACAUCAGAGAAUUUUAAGUAAGUACAUAGAACAUAUUUUGUUAUAACUUGGAUAGACCUGCAAUGAUCUUUAUGUGAAUACCAAGGAAUAAGAAAUCUUAAAUCCCCAAAAGUGUGUAUGCAAUUAUUUGUGGUUGGAGAUUGCUCUCUGGAGAAAUCAAUGUCUGGAUUAUUCUUCCGGUUAUGCCCUCUCCAAUAGCAGGAUACAACAAAUUGUGAUGCACAGACACCUAUGUGAUAAAUGUGGAAUGAAUGUGAGGGCUAAGAAUUUUGUAUCUUCUAGGUUUCUUUCCUGGCUUGAUAAGGAAGAAUUGGAACUGCGUUUCUUUCCAAAUAUCAAGUACCAUUGCUACUUAACCUGGGAAUACUUCAACUUAAACCCAGCAUGUGUAGCUUAUUCUAUAACCAAGUAUACCUUCUAGUCAUUGGUGUUAAUUGUCCAUGGUUCCAACCUUGGUUAGUUUUAAGAUUGUAAUACUUGUCUUGGGAUAUUGCAUCCAGGCUCAUGAACUUGUCUGGUUUUGUUUUGUGUUUCGCUUUUUGGUAUCUAGAUUUUCUGCAACAUUUACAUCUUGCUUUUUUUAAUGUUUUGGAAGAAUUCUGCAUUCUCUGACCUGGAUUAAUUAACAAUGCUUUUAGCUACUGAUUGGAAUAUAAACGUCCGAUGCUGUGUGGGUUCCAUAGUACAAUAGCUCAAAAUUCUGUGUUCAAGCCACGGUGGGAAGCAAUCAUCCAGUCUAGACUCCUUUACUUGGCAAUUCUUUACUUCAGAAGUAACUUUUGGAGGAAAACCAACUUUAAAGAUGACUCUGGAUACCGGUUAAUAAAGAACGUAAAGGAGUACAUGAUGAAACUCACAAUGCACCACUGUUUACGUAUCAUAUAAAUGCACCCAAAUCAUUCUUUCUUCUAAUUCUCUUUCUUGUCAUUUCAGAGAACUCUAUAUUAAGGGAGAAAAUAAAUCUUUGCAAGAAAAACGUGCAGAUUAUGAGACAAAUUGUGAAAUUUUAUGCAAAAAAUGUGGAAGAGUAAGCAUUGCAUCCAAUAAAGGAUUUUUUUUUAAUAUUAAAAUGUGUAUGCACAACAUAACAUAAUAGUCUUACCUGAAUAGAGGCUUCUAAAUUUACAUGCUGUUGAUCUAAUAUUAACACUUUAAAUUUUUCCACAUAACGGGAAAAAUAUUUAUUCCUCCCUAUAGUGGUAGGAAAGUGGUGUGCUUAAGGUCACAUGUGAAGGAAUAUAAUUCAAUGUUAUUUGACCCCUAAGGAUCAGUAAUGAGUUAUAGAAUCAAACCAUUCCGGUCUUCAAAUAUUCUUUUCUUGCAUGCUAUACUUUCCAUGAUAUUUGAUUUAUUUGUAAAUCAAAUGUAAAUUAAUUGAGCAUAGAGUCAGAGGGUUAAAUAAAUAAAUAAAUAAAGAAUCUUAGCUGCCAACAAUGUGCCGAGUAGAUGGUAACAGGUUGUCUACCCAACAAUUUAGAAUAAUGAACUACAAGGAGUGAACCUUUGAAUGGAAAGAAACUCUAAAAAAAAAGGAGAGAAAUGACCACAUAAGUAAAAUAAGCUCAUUGUUAUUAAGUCAUAUUGUAGUUAUGGUAAUAAACACAAUAAACAAAGACCUAGUGUUUGUGAAAAACGUGAAAAACUAACAAGCAUUUAAAAAAAAACAAACAAUGAUAUAUACAUAGACUGACAGGGAGACGUGUCAGUUUAACAUAUACAAAGUACAAAUAUUCUACAUAUAUUUCCUACAUUGAGUCAUAGUCACAAGCUGAUAGAAAAAAAACUAAAUAAACCAGAAUCUUAGCAAGGUUAAAGAGGCAAAAACAGGGUGUCUACCCAACAAUUUAGAUUAAUGAACUAGGAGUGAAUGUUAUAAAGGGAAGACACUCCCCAAAAAGGAGAGAAAGUGCCUCAAAAGUAAAUAAAAAAAAGAUCACUUUUAUUAAGUCAUAAUGUACUUAUGGUAAUAAACAAACAAACAAACAAAGACCUAGUGAUAAACUUGCAAAAAUUAAAAAACAAACCAUAUAUACAUAGACUGACGGGGAGACGUGUCAGUUUAACAUAUACAAAGUAUAAAUAUCCUCCAUAUCUUUCCUACAUUGAGUCAUACUGGAAAAAGUACAGGACAGUGAAAAUGUCUUUUUUAAACUGAGGGUACUGUAACUGGGGUGAGAUAAAUAGGGCUUCUAUAUUCUAAUUUUAUUAUCAUAGGUCUCCCAAAGCUUUGUAAAUACCCCCAAAACACACAUAAACUAUAUCAAAUAUCGAUUUAUAUCAAACGAGUACCAUACUAGUAACUUAUGAAUAGAGAUGUCGAAACCGUUUGCGAACUUCCCGCGAACGGCUCGCCACAAACCGUUCGCGGUGAGCUCCGGUCAGCUGACAUAUCCCGGCCAAUCUCCAGCAGACCCUCCCUCCCAGACCCUCCCACCUCCUGGACAGCAUCCAUGUUGAAGGCAGCUUGAAGGCAACUACUUAUGAAGAUGUCUCCCAGGAUAGAAACAUACUGCUACUAAUGAAUCACCUAAGAACAGAGGCAGAUCCCUACGUGUAAAGGUCAUCGCAAUGUCUCUGAUUUUUGGAAAUGUCUUUUCUUUAUAAAGUUCACUCCUUUUAGCUAAUUAUUCAAUAACUGAACAGGUUUUUUUUAGCAUAUCUGAUAUCAGAAUAAAGUUUUUUUUAUAUCAAGAUAUAUAAAAAACCAAAAAACGCCAAUACUUCAAAUGUAUUAACAGUAGCUCAUGGAGGAUUUUAUCCUGAAGGCCUUUAUUAUGCCAAAUCAAUGGAAAGAUCGAGAUUUCCAACACCAUCGUUGUCUUUAUAAAGUCUUAUUUCAAAUGUGACUGUUUCAUACAAAGGAUAAAAACAUAUUAAACGAAGUAAUGCAAAUGAGCCUAGGGAGUUUCUGUAGUAGUAAAUGGUGGAAACAUACACAUCGAAAUAUUGUGAACAUUGUAUUGUUUGAGCCAGGAUAUAGCAACAUGUAAAACAUGUACACUUAUUUGAAGAACAAGUGCUUUGAUCUCAUGCUCAGUAUUUUCUCCCUAGAAUAAUGGGCAUAGAUUUACCCAAGCUAUGGCCACUGCUAUUUUCUUAAUUGAUUGAUAGUUCUGAUUGGAAUCCACAAAUACUGCCUAAAUAUAUAUAUAUAUUUUUUUUUCAGCCAUGGGGAACGAUGAUGAUGCACAAAGGCUGUGAUCUACCUUGUGUGAAAAUCCGUAACUUUGUUGUUAAAUACAAGGCAAAGAAAAUUACUCCUGAUACAUUCGAGCAGUGGAGAGACUUGCCCAUUAGCUUUCCUGCUUUUAAGUGUGAAGACGUGGAGAUUACCAGUGAUGAAGAUGAAGAUGAUUAAAUUUAUUUAAAAAAAAGCACAUUCUAAAUUUGCAUCUGGCAAAAUAAAUCUUAAUUCUUCAAUAUAUAUAUAUAUAUAUAUAUUAUACGUGUAUAUUUAAUGUCUGGGCUUGUCUAUUGGUUACCCUGCUGUAUGUUCCUGCUGUAAGCAAAU
Molecule: messenger RNA, 50317 nt
Organism: Pelobates cultripes (western spadefoot toad)
Lineage: Eukaryota; Metazoa; Chordata; Amphibia; Anura; Pelobatidae
Source: the annotation of a GenBank genome assembly